Pelobates cultripes (western spadefoot toad) is the source of this 46633-nucleotide messenger RNA. NCBI's taxonomy places the organism in Eukaryota, Metazoa, Chordata, Amphibia, Anura, Pelobatidae. The record is from the annotation of a GenBank genome assembly.
GACAUCUGGAGAUGCAGAGAGUGGUGGAGGGGGGCAGAGACAUCUAAUGAUAGAGACUGCUGGCUGGGGAGAGGGAGCAGUCUGGGAAUCACUGGGGCAAGGGAGGGAGGGUCACAGGUAUAUCAGAGAACUCUCCCAUACACUUUAAUCACCCUGCAUGAAUGCUAUACUGUAUACAAAACAUAUAGCACAGAGUUUAAAGAUUCCAAGGAAAGAACACGUGGAAUAGAACGUUCUAAAGGAAUAUAUUUAUCUGGAAUAAGAGAAUACUGUUUUUGGAAGGCUGAUCUGGACUUGUAGGGGAGCAGAGACAUGGAAGAGGAUGCUGGGAAGACCCCACCUGAUGAAGCUUAUGGUAAGAUGGGAUGUUGGUUGGGAUGCUGAAUGGGAUGACAAUGCACACAGUUUGUUGUUAUCUGCUGCAUGAAAAUAACAGAAAAUCUGGGGUACUGUUAAUAUAAUGGUGUUAUUCCUGCAUGGAUUCCAAUGGCAGCCAGGGAUAUUUAACACCCAGAUGCAAAUAACAGUCAUGUCAUGUGAAGCCGUUAAAAGCUGCUAUAUCAGUUACUAGGUUUUCAAAAGCGAAAUAUCUUUUUUAUUGCAUUGCGUAUUGCACCUGGUUUUAUUUUUCCUGAAAUCGCCCUAAUGUUUUUGUUACACAUAUGGAAAAAUAAGGACUGAUUUUUGGCCAUCUUUGGCAAUGGGCGGAGCAUACGCAAGCUUCUAGCAACAUAUCCAUGUUCAUUUUACCGUAAUAUUAUCAUUCAACUUGCAUUAAAUGACGGAUUUACUUACCUCUCUUCGGCAUCUUCUGCAAUUUUUCGGCGCACCUCAUCUGAUCUGCCAUCCCGCACACUUAUUGGUUUUCAGUUCCAUAUCAUACAGAAGGACAGAAAAGGCAGGAGACGUAUAUAAUGUGCUGGAAAAGAUAGGAUUACGAUGACCGCGUAUCGAGCAUACAAUAAAAUGACACUAGGUUAUGUAUGUGUUGUGUGCUUCUCCCUAUAACUCCUCCUAUUACUCCAUAUAACCUCUCCCUAUAACUCCUCCUAUUACUCCAUAUAAUCUCUCCCUAUAACUCCCCCUAUUACUCCAUAUAACCUCUCUCUAUAACUCCUCUUAUUACUCCAUAUACCCUCUCCCUAUAACUCCUCCUAUUACUCCAUGUAACCUCUCUCUCUAACUCCUCCUAUUAUUACAUAUAACCUCUCCCUAUAACUCCUCCUAUUACUCCAUAUAACCUCUCUCUAUAACUCCUCCUAUUACUCCAUAUAACCUCUCCCUAUAACUCCUCCUAUUACUCCAUAUAACCUCUCUCUAUAACUCCCCCUAUUACUCCAUAUAACCUCUCUCUAUAACACCUCCUAUUACUCCAUAUAACCUCUCCCUAUAACUCCUUCUAUUACUCAUAUAACCUCUCCCUAGAACUCCUCCUAUUACUCCAUAUAACCUCUCCCUAUAACUCCUCCUAUUACUCCAUGUAACCUCUCCCUAGAACUCCUCAUAUUACUCCAUAUAACCUCUCUCUAUAACUCCUCCUAUUACUCCAUAUAACCUCUCCCUAUAACUCCUCAUAUUACUCCAUAUAACCUCUCCCUAUAACUCCUCCUAUUAUUCCAUAUAACCUCUCCCUAUAACUCCUCCUAUUACUCCAUAUAACCUCUCUCUAUAACUCCUCCUAUUACUCCAUAUGACUUCUCUCUAUAACUCCUCCUAUUACUCCAUAUAACCUCUCUAUAACUCCUCCUAUUACUCCAUAUAACCUCUCUCUAUAACUCCUCUUAUUACUCCAUAUAACCUCUCUAUAACUCCUCCUAUUACUCCAUAUAACCUCUCUCUAUAACUCCUCCUAUUACUCCAUAUAACCUCUCCCUAUAUCUCCUCCUAUUACUCCAUAUAACCUCUCCCUAUAACUCCUCCUAUUACUCCAUAUAGCCUCUCCCUAUUACACCAUAUAACCUUGCCUAGUUAUUAUUUUUAUAAUUACAAAUAAAGUGGAUUUAUUAAAGGGACACUAUAGGCAUCCUGACCACUUCAGCUCAUUGAAGUGGGCUGGGUGUAGUGUCCCUAUUGUACUUAGUUUUGCAAUGUUAAACAUUGCAGUCCCAGAGAAACCGAGGGACCGUCGCUGCUGGGAAUUUUAAACGAGCGGAGGUAAAGGAGGGGGGAGGCAGAGGUAGCUAUAGUGCUAGGAAAACAGCUUUGUAUUUCUGGCACUUAUGGUAUCCUUUUAAGGUGUAAUCACUUCUAGUGCUAUGGUGGAUAGAUAAUACAAACAGUACAGCUUAUUCACUAAGCUUGAAAUAGAGAACUGACAAAAGAACUGCAAAUUCAACAAACACAUUUGAAAUGUUUUAAAUAGUGCCAUUGUAUGGCAAAGCAGUAAUGUCGCUGUGCUUAUAAGAACAGCACUGCUAAUGGGGGGAGGUUAGGGUAAGGUUAGGUUCUUGGUUAAAUAUGGAUCGUAGCAUUACGGGGCGGUUAGUGUGAUGGAGCCUAGGGUUAGGGAGAUAGAUUUAAAGCAGAUCAGUCCCUUUCUAUAACAGUUCCCUCACCCUGCAAACACUAUACAGGAAUUUACUGGGGAGAGUAGAGCAGCAGAGGUAAAUAAUGUUGUGUGAUGCCUUGGACGCUCCCAUGUGAUCUCAGGUACCUGCAAAGGAAUGCUAUACAAGCACAUGCUUGCUCUGCCUUCCUUCAAUGGUUUUGCACAUGCGACCACUUGUCUGUCACACCGUGGGUUAACAUAAUUUACAUAACACGCUGGGUGUGUCAUGUAAACUUUAAGGGGUUCAAAAAUUAAAACCGCAGAGGAUUUGAAAAACCUGCAGCUAAAAUUUAAUUAGCUAUUGGUUUGCGCAGAAAUCUACGCAGUGACAGUUCCGCUUUGAGAGAACUUUAACGUUAGGUUGACCCACCGCCGUAAUGGCACCUGUCAUUAUUGAAGUCACUAUAAUGACGCCAUGCUUUCUGCGGUCAGCAUGUAAAAAAUUACUUUUCUUUGAAGAGAAAAUAAUAUAAGGACAAUACCGCAAAGAGAGAAAAUAGUAUGGCUAUUUCGGCUUACAAUUUGCAUAUCUCUCGUUAAUUCUGCACAAUUGCUGAUUUUGUCUUUGGCGUCUGUCUUUUUGCUCUGUCAUUGUCUAAAGCUUCAAUGUGUAAUGCAGACAAGAACCGUACAUUAUAUUUACAUUACAGGAUGUUUUGUCACUGGUUACUGGUUUAUGUUUUUACACUGAUCCCUACAUAUACAAUAAUCCAGGAGAUUAUGUAUAUACCGUAUGUAUGAUGUCAUUGUAUUAAUCCAACACACUGGAUAGCCACAACCCCAUGCUGGCGACACACAGCGUUCAACAUUGGGACUGCUGUACUUAUUAACUCCUUCGGGGAUAACAAGAACCACAAGAAUCUGUUUAGAGAUAUUUGUGUCCUGGAAAAAAAAGGCAUGUAUUAACUAUAUAUAUAUAUAUAUAUAUAUUUUUUAUCUUAAAUAGCUUUGUUGAUCCUUGUUUAAUAGAGAGCAAAAAAAAAAAAAAAAAACCUCAAAUAAGUUACAGAAUAAUGUCAGCUAAAGACCACAAUACAAUAAUAUUUUUAGGAUAUACUGUAUAUCUCUGCUGCCAAUGUGUAUGUGUUAUUGGGUGUAAAGUAGUCAAAAGGAUAAAUAUUUUACAAAUAUUUGACCUUUAAUAAUCAUGUAUACUAAAGUUCAGCGUUUGAUGCGAAAGACGAACAUUAUAGUUGAAGACGCCCUGUGCGGAUUUGUUGUAAUUGCUUCGGUGAUUAAAAGGAAACGAUAUGUAGAAAGUAGGGUUUUUUAAAAUAUUAUGUAGAUAAUGUAUCACAAAUUAUGCAAAAAAGUUAAAUAGGCAGAAAAUACUAAUUGCUAAUGCAAAGGUUUCUAAAAUCUGUUGCUCCAUCAGCCAGGAGUCUCUCAUACUGGUCUAAGGGGGCUUUCUUUUUCCAAAAUCUCUCUUCAGCAAAUGACCAAGGGAUAUUUAAUUCACCCCCAAAUACAGUUCCACUCAUUACAUUUGAUUACUUUAGAUCCCGAAGAAGCUGAUAUUCAUCUAAAUUGCACCUUUCAUGCAUUGUUUUCUAAUAGACUCGCUUCCUUGACAGGUACUUACACCAUAACCACUACCAUCAGCUGUAAUAACACAGUAAGCCGUAGUAUCUUUGAUGCAUAGAGUACCAUUUUAAAACCUUCAUACUAUUCUUUUAUUUUACAAUCCUGUUACUAAGGGAAUGGCUGCUCGUUACAUUAUUUUGUUCUAGGAGAACGGAACAUUCUUAUUUUUGGCGGUGGAGGCAUGGUUUCCAUAUGUCUUUAAAAAGUGAAAUGGGUGAGAAGAAUUUUCCAUCGCAGUUUCCAUCGUAAUCCUGUUCCCCAAAAAGUCUAAACUUAUCACAAGGAGCAGAAGCAAUCUUGAAAGGUUUGCAGGAAACAGAUGUUUGUUGAUUAAGAGUAGGAUAUUCUGGGAGAGGAAAAAAAAAUCCCUUCCUGUUAUUAUAAAAUAGUCAUCUUAAUCACUCUGAGAAAGUGGCUGCAGUUGGUACCUGGCAGUCUUCUUAACCCCUUCACUACUGAGCACUUUUUCAUUUAAAAAAUAUCUGCGUAACAUGUAUUUGAAGCAAGAGGUGCAUAGCUAGCCUAGAAACACACCAUAACACAACAAUUUGUGCGUAGAUAGCUUGGCAAACAGUUCAAAAUAAAAAAUACGUAAUUUUUUUUAUUUUUUAUAUUUUAUAAAAAUUUUAUAUUAUAUCAGAGACUACUGGCUCCUGGCAAAAAAAAAAAAAAACGAUCCUCUACAGGCUGGUAAUCAUAACUAUUAUCAUUAUUAUGAUAUAAAUGAGGGUGAGGCUUUGAGGACUAACUUUCAUACUGCCAAAUAUACGUGAAAAUAAAAACAUUUAUACUUGAUUUGGGUAUUAAAGGGGAUGCAGGGUUACUCCAGUUAUCAUAAUCACUGGUUAUUGUAUUUUAUUGGAGUCGUUCUGAUACUUUGAGGUUAUGAGUGCAGUAAGUUUUUGGGUUUUUUUCCAAACCAUUUUCAAGCACUUAUUAUUAAUAGUCAGUAUGUGCAUGACACAACAUGUUCAUUUUUGAGUGCUAGGUCAUAACGGAAUUUGGUCAUACUGAAGUGAUACUUAAAUUCAGUUAAAGGAACAUGCACCAAUACCACUAUAGAGCUCUGUAGUGAUAAUGGUCCCAAGGGUGUCCUAGCAGAUCCCCCCCCAUGGUAAGUAUGGACCUUUCAGUUAAUUCUGCUUUUUUAUGUCUCACCACAUGUUUACAACAUACAGAUAUUGUAUGAAUAAUGAAAGUGAAUUUUCAUGUGGUGCAGAUGCAACCCAUUCUGGUGCUGGAAAACAUUUCACAAGAACCAGGGAGACUCUGUCCUCUGCCUCUUUGUACCAUAUUCACUGCUAUAAUGGGUAUGGUGAUUGCACUGUCCCUUUAAUUCACAUGACCUUAAAUAAACACAGUAUCAUGGUUACUUAUAAAACAAUCAGGUCACAGACUAUUAUUAAACAUCUGUUAGAAACCAUGUGACUGUUGCUUUUGUUUAUGUGGUUUAACCUAUAGUCUGUGAUCAUGACUUUUUUUUUUUUCAUUUUAAAUUGAUACAUGCUUGUAUUGUGCACAUUCAAAUUAUGGAUAAGGAUAAUAUAUACUCAAUGAAGUUCAUCCUCUUACGUCUGUCUAAAAGGUGUGUGAUAUUUUUUAUAUGUUUCAUAAUAAAGUAAAUUAAUAAAGUAUGUUGUAUAAUUUGGCAAAAGGUAAUCUUGUAUGAUACCUCUUGAUGUAGUCCAAACAGAGAGGAUUCCUAGGGACUUCUAAGUCAGUCUCUACCAAUAUAUCUUAGUCCAAAAUCACAUUAGGAGGUCAAAAUGUCAUUAGUAUAUGCAGAAUAAAUCAUGGUUCAGGCACUCCAAGAUAGCAAAAAAUAGCUGCUUUAUUGGGGCAAAAACAGCAACGUUUCGACCCUACCGCGUCUCGAUAAUGUUGCUGUUUUUGCCCCAAUAAAGCUGCUAUUUUUUGUUAUCCUGGAGUGCCUGAACCAUGAUUAAUUCUGCAUAUUUUAGAAGGGAGGCCUGGCCAGCAUUGGUUUCAGAGCACCUGGGUUACUUGGUGAGUGCGGUAUCCAGUACGUUUCUAAAAUGUCCUUAGGAGUCUUUUUUAAACCUAGAUUACUUUGUAACUACGUGUUUUGUUGUCGUGCAGGCAAAUCAACAAUGGCUUCCCAUAUGCAGAGUACUUACAAACCAUUCCUGAGUCUGAUGAGAAAGUUAUAUUUUUGGGGGGUAUAUGUAAAACAUAAACAAAUCAAUGUAGCGCUAACAAUCUUUGUAGAUUAAAUUUUUUUAAUUUUUUUAUUAGCAAAUACAUAAAACCUACACAGAACUUGAGAGAAGGGAUUCAAACUACCAUAUAUUUUCUACUCUUGUUCUCCAAAAUGAGUUAACCCCCUUGAAACAGGUAUAAAGCUUACCUUUAUUCCAGCGCUGGGCUGGCCCACCAACACUGGCCCUGCCCCCAUUCCGCCUCCUUAGCUGAGUUAAUCAGAAUUGAUCAUCUCAGCCAAUCCAAUGCUUUCCCAUAGGAAAGCGUACGUGCGUACAUGCUGGCCAAUCAGCAUCUCCUCAUAGAGAAGCAUUGAUACAAUGCAUGUCUAUAGGGAAAGUUCAGCGCCUCAAUGCAGACCGUGGAGAUUCUGAAUGAAUGUGCAGCACUGACCCAGGAAGCACCUGAGUGGCUGCCACUGGAGGUGUCCGUUUUCUCUGAAGAGAUUGUGUUUACAUGAAAAGACCUGCAGGAUCGACUGUACUCACAGAUACAAUAAGCUAUUGUUGUUCAGGUGACCUUCGUGUCCGUUUAAUAUUGUGUUUACUUAUACCCUAUAUUUUACCAAUAUGUAACUUUGAUGUAUGAACAAUAAAAUUCAAUUUAGAAAUCACAAUUCGUUAUCCUGCAACCUCCAUCUUAGCUUCCUGUCACAGGAAAAAAAAAUCUACUUGUCCAAGGGACUAAAUUCCCUACUUCUCCUGACACAAAAUAAUUUAAAUGGCAAUCUACCUGUCCUGACACAAAAUAAUUUCCAUUACAUAGAUUGGGGGCCCUGCCAAGAGCCCUGGGCAUUGACACGGCCAUUUGCUGAACUGAAAGGACAAAUAGAGGCAAAAAUAACCAAUAGUAAAAACUCUGCUAAGUCACAUGACUAUGUUUGCCUUAGUUUUGUCAUUUGGAUUUUUUUUUUUUUUUAAAUUCUUUAUUUUUCGUGCAUAGAUUAUUCAUGUAACAGUUUUCUAGCGAUGCCACAACAGCUGUCGCCAGGGUUUGAGUAGACAUGUAAAUACAAUUGUAUGGCAGGAAUAACUUUGCACAUUUUUAUAUAUAUAUGAGAAGAGUGGAUAGUGGUAUAGCACUGUUCCAGCGUGAGUGUGAGAGAUUAUGUUCAGAUAGAGACCUUCAGGUUAGGGAGCAGGGGCUAGUGUGCGUGUUAACCAUCAGGUUAGAUUUUUGUUAGGUAUAUACAUGCGUUUAAGUGUUAUCAGCCCUGGCCGCAGGGCAGAGCAGUGCCUGUCCAAACUUUGGGCUGGUUUUGCUUUGAAAAUCACACUGCCCUGUCGCCUCAUUCUAAGUGUACGUGUCCCGUGUUUCAUCUACACUUGGUUAAAUCUAUGCUUCAGUCGACACCUAGCGCGACCCAACCGAAUUUAGCGGCAGCAAUUUGGAGAGUAGCCAGCCAGCCCGCGCAUCCCACCCCCAGCAAUCCCAUGAAUACUAGAUUGUUUGCUCAUGGAUAGUUAUGGGACAGGAGUGUUGCGGGCAAGCUGGCCCCCCCAAAUCACGUAUGCCACCCAGUCCAGGCUGCGAACUAUGUGCUCCAGACUUAUUUUGCGUAAGACUUAUAACUUAUUUUUAGUUUCAGAGUGCUAGAUCUAUCUGUGGUGUUAUCAAGUGGUCUGUGGUGUCAGUCGGUUAGUCGUGAGAGGAUCUUGUCAGGGGGCCUUAUCCGUGGUCCGUUUGAGUUACUCUCGAGGGGUAGUAGCCCUAACCUAGGGGCUGUCGGGGGGGGAUUUCUGUUCUGUAUGGUAGUGCAUAUUCCUUUAGUGCACUGGUAUUCCAGCGCCGUCCCUGACAGGCUCACAGCGCGUCAUAUGGGUGUUAGAGCGUCAGAUUAACUUGCUCAUUAUCAACAAAGCUUAAGUGGCUGAAGGUGAAAGGGUAUAUGAGAGAAACACAAGAAAAUACAUUUUGCCGUUUUUAGCCUUUGAGCGGGAUGGGGUAGGAGACUUCUCCCCUCAUUCCCGUCAUGUGGCGUGAGUGUCCCUUCUCCGUGUCCUCGGGGUGAACGGCUCUAUCGUCUCCGGGUCCCAGGCAUGGGUAGCGUUCUGGGCGUGCUCGGUCGGCAGGCCCAAUUUUGGUAGUAGCGCGGCAGCAUCAGGUCCUGUAGCGAUUUUGUACGUGUUUCCUCGGUGUGUAACCAGGAGGUGGCGUGGGUUUCCCCACCGAUAUGAUACGCCCGCGGAACGUAGCUGGCUGGUGAAGUCACUGAGGGUUCUUCUCCAUUGGAGAGUGGCUCUGGUUAAGUCCUGGUAAAAAGUCAGUUGAGACUCCUCGAAGUUGAGCGGUGUCUUGCCCUUGAGUGCCGACAUUAUGUGCCCCCUAUCCUGGGGAAGGAUGCAGCGGACUAUGACGUCUCCUGCUAGGAGUGUAGAUGCCCUUGUUGGGGUGGGUAGUCGGUAUAUUCCGGCAAAGGUGAGUUUCUUUGCCACCGCAGGAGGAAGUAUAGCUUGCGUGAGCCGUCUCACGUAGUGAGGUAAGUCCUCUUUGGAGACUGUGACAGGGAUACCUCGGAUUUUUAUGUUAUUGCGUCUGUGUUUGUCUUCUUGGGCUGCUAGUUGAACCUCGAAGUUUUGUUGAUUGUGUUGUAGUUGUGCGAGGGAGUCUUGCAGCGAGGUGAUUUCUUUUUGGAUCCCCUGCACUUCUCUCUCAGUGUGUACUACUUUUUCAGUGAUUUGUUGCAUGCUUGUUUUAAGGGCAGGUAAAUCUGCAGCCAGCAGGCUUUGGAUUUCUUGCAGCAUAAUUUGCAUAUGCUGCAGGUCCUGUUUAGUGGCCGGUUCAGUGGUACCCUGCUGGGGUGUGGGUUGUAGCCUUGGAACCCCCUGUGUGCUUUGCUCCCUUAAGUCAGAUUCUAGUGGGGAGUCUGGGCCUUGUGCGGCCGCCAUUUUGGCGGGUGUUUGCCUCUGGAGCAUUGUGCUUAUAUCAGGCUGAGCUGUACCUGGUUGAGGUUUCUGGGAUCUGCGUCCAAUCCCUGAGAUUCCGUGUUCGGAGUUGUGCUGGGAUGUGUCCCACUCGUCUUCUAGGAAGUCCCCGCCGAACAGGUAAUCCAGGCCGUGGUGGGCUGAUGGAAGGUAGGCCCGUGCUCUGUGUUUUGACUUUGCCUGCUUCGGGGUGUACCGGAAGGGCAUCGGAAGAAUCCGGGGGAUCUCCCCCGUGCUAUGCCGGUGUUCUUGCGGCUGGAUGUCAGGGCUGCGGGCUGAUAUUGAGCGGAUUCGGUCCGUAGAUGUCGGAGCCCGCAGAAAUGGCGUCCGGCCCGUUUCGUGUCCAGGCUCCGCCCCCUUGUCAUUUGGAUUUAUUUAGCAAAAAUUCAAAGCCUUGCAAAUUACUCUGAGUGUCUUACACUCUGCCCUCCCAAAGUAUCCCCCUUUUUCAUAGAGUGUGUUUGCUGUGUGCCAUGUAUGUUUGGUGAGUGCUGGCAGUGUGUGAUGAACAGAGAGUACUGACUGCUUGGUGCAGGUGUGGUGUAUGUCACAUGUGUGGUGAGUCCUGGCUGUAUGUGAUGCAUGUUAAAAUUAUAAUAUGUGUAAAUGAGUCAAUAUCAGACUGGAGCAGUUUAAAUGGAUUCCAAGAGAAAUGGGAUUAUUUAAAAGUUGCACUGCUGAAGGCAACAGAAAAUUGCAUUAGGCUUGUCAGUAAAAGCAAAAAAUUUAAGAAACCACUGUGGUACCCCACAGAUGUGGCCAAAAUAGUAAAAAAACAAAAAGUUAGCAUUUAGUAAUUAUAAAAAAAAACCAGAGUGAGGAAGACAGAAUGAUCUAUAAGAUUAGGCAGAAAGAGGCUACGCAAGUUAUAAGAGCUUCCAAAUCACACACAGAAGAGAAAAUAGCACAGUCAGUAAAAAAAGGGGACAAAACAUUUUUUUUAGAUACAUAAAUGAGAAAAGAAAAGUAAAACAAGGAUUAGUUAGAUUAAAAACAAAAGAAGGUAGAUAUGUAGAAGAGGAUAAAGGUCUAGCUGACUGCCUCAAUGAAUAUUUUUGUUCAGUAUUUACAGAUGAAAAUGAAGGAAAGGGGCCUCAGUUAGGAAAAAGGACAAAUUAGUCAUUUGUUACAUGUGAGUUUACAGAGGCAGAGGCUGUAUUUCAACUGUCAAAAGUAAAGACAGAUAAGUCAAUGGGACCUGAUGGAAUACACCCAAAGCUAUUAAAAGAGCUUAGUGGUGUACUAGCAAAACCAUUAACAGAUUUAUUUAACCAAUCAUUGUUAACAGGAGUAGUCCCAGAAGAUUGGAAGUUAGCGAAUGUUGUGCCCAUUUACAAGAAAGGUAAUAGGGAGGAGUCGGGCAACUAUAGGCCAGUAAGCCUUACUUCAGUAGUGGGGAAAGUGAUGGAAACCAUGUUAAAGGAUAGGAUUGUUGAACAUCUAAAAACACAUGGAUUUCAAGAUCAGAGACAACAUGGGUUUACUUCAGGGAGAUCAUGCCAAACUAAUCUUAUUGAUUUUUUUGGUUGGGUAACUAAAAUAAUAGAUCACGGUGGUGCAGUAGACAUUGCUUACCUAGAUUUCAGUAAGGCUUUUGAUACUGUUGCACAUAGAAGGCUUAUCAAUAAACUGCAAUCUUUAAGUUUGGAUUCCAAUAUUGUUGAAUGGGUAAGGCAGUGGCUGAGUGACAGGCAACAGAGGGUUGUAGUCAAUGGAGUAUAUUCAAAGCAUGGGCUUGUCACCAGUGGAGUACCUCAGGGAUCUGUACUUGGACCCAUUCUCUCUAAUGUUUUUAUUAGUGAUAUAGCAGAAGGACUUGAUGGUAAGGUAUGUCUUUUUGCUGAUGAUACUUAGAUAUGUUGGGUUGGGUUGGGUUGAUGUUCCCGGAGGGAUAAGCCAAAUGGCAAAUGAUUUAGGUAAACUAGAAAAAUGGUCAGAGUUGUGGCAACUGACAUUUAAUGUGGAUAAGUGCAAGAUAAUGCAUCUUGGACAUAAAAACCCAAGGGCAGAGUACGGAAUAUUUGGUAGAGUCCUAACCUCAACAUCUGAGGAAAGGGAUUUAUUUCUGAUGACUUAAAGGUAGGCAGACAAUGUAAUAGAGCAGCAGGAAACGCUAGAAGAAUUCUUGGUUGUAUAGGGAGAGGUAUUAGCAGUAGAAAGAGGGAAGUGCUCAUGCCAUUGUACAGAACACUGGCGAGACCUAACUUGGUGUAUUGUACACAGUACUGGAGACCGUAUCUUCAGAAGGAUAUUGCUACUUUAGAGAGAGUUCAGAGAAGGGCUACUAAACUGGUUCGUGGAUUGCAGGAUAAAACUUACAAGGAAAGGUUAAAGGAACUUAUAGCUUGGAGGAAAGACAAGACAGAGGGGAUAUGAUAGAAACAUUUAAAUACAUAAAGGAAAUCAACACAGUAAAGGAGGAGACUAUAUUUAAAAAGAAGAAAAACUACCACAACAAGAGGACAUAGUCUUAAAUUAGAGGGGCAAAGGUUUAAGAAUAAUAUCCGGAAGUAUUACUUUACUGAGAGGGUAGUGGAUGCAUGGAAUAGCCUUCCAGCUGAAGUGGUAGAGGCCAACACAGUAAAGGAAUUUAAGCAUGCCUGGGAUAUGCAUAAGGCUAUCCUAACUAAUGAACGUAUUUUAAAAAAAAUUGGGCAGACUAGAUGGGCCGAAUGGUUCUUAUCUGCUGUCACAUUCUAUGUUUCUAUGUUGCGUGCUGGCUGUAUGUGGUAUGUGUACGUGUGGCCGUAUGCGAUGUGUGUGUGUGUGAUGGUUGUAUGUGACAUUUGUGUUUGCUGGCUAUAUGUGGUAUUUGUAUGUGUUGGUUGUAUGUGGUGUUUAUCCUGGGUGUGAUGUGUGUUGUGGCUGUAUGUGAUGUGUGUACUAGCUGUACGUGGUUGUGAUAUACUAACCAAUAUACACUGUACAUAAUUCUACAUACCUGCUGUCACUUGCUACACUCUGUAGAACAGAACACUUUGACAAAUCUACUCCACUGUUUGUAAGUCUUCUCCUCAUUUGGGGUCCAGUGGGCAACAAAAGGUGAGGUCCCUACUUUGUUUUAUGUUAUCUUUUGACUGGGUUGGUAUUUCAGUUAAAUUUCACAACAGUAAUUCUGAGUAUUUUAGAAAGAUUCAAUAGUUAUGAAAUACCCAAUUUUGAUAGGGUGGGCGGGGGGUGGAGGUGAUAGAUUUGCUUUAACAUAAAUUAAAAGAAAUCAGAGCAUCACACGAAAGAAAAAAGAGUAACAGUUUAUAGGUGACUUUCAAAGUUUUAUUCAGUGGUGUGAUUUCCAGAUACAUGACUGUUUCACAAAAAGAUAGUGUUCUGGUUCGGGAAACCUGGCUUUAGUAAACGGAUAAUUCAAACAAUCUGAUACCAUCAUAUGCUCAACAAGUUUGUGGAAACACGGUCACAGUAAAUAUAACUUACAAUGAAGCGAGCAGACAGAAAGAUACAUUAGACAAAGAAUGUGCUUUAUUAAAACAACCGCCAAUUUUAAAAGUUUAUCUUUGAUCAAUAAAUUGGGUGAAUCACAGACAGGUGUAUCCAUAGUGUGGCAAAAAGUAACAGAGAGAACGUUAAGUAUUAGUAAAUCCUUCUCUAAAUCCUCUUGUUCUCUAAGUGUAUCCUGCCAAGGUUUGCAGUGUUGGCUACCUGCUCCUGUUUUGUUUGACUUGGACAUUAAUUCUGCCUCAUCAUUAUCUUUUUUAAAGCGGCACUGUCACUUUCCAGUGCAAAAUUUGUAUUUCAUAAAGAUAAAGUCUUAGAAUGACCGUGUUGGAAUUUCACUGAAAUGUCAACCCAGUCGAGAGAUAUAGUGAGACAAAGUAGGGACUACUUUGUCUGAGCACUCUUCCUACGUCUGGCGUUUCUUGACACAGGAGCGGAGCUACUGCCAUCAAUAAGUGUCAAUACUGCAGGAAAUGUUUCCCUUAUCUAUGGAGAAUUCCGUGAUCUCGUGGGAUCCUCGAUAAACCUCUCAGCUGCACUCUUGCAUCUGCGCGAUAGUUCAGCAGUGAUGUUGGCUUGUGGCAGCUGUAGUGCCAGGAACAGAAUAGGACCACCCAGAAGAUGAUGGCAGCUCCUGCAAACAGUUUCAGCAUCCAGCGCGCCAGCGGUAAGACCACUGUUGGGGGUCUUUGCAAAUUAUGCAAAGUUCCCAGAUGGUGAUAGUGCCACUUUAAAUCAAUAUUAUUACUGUGAGUUUCUCUGACCUAGUUUGAGUUGAAUCUAAUCUUUGUACGACUGGUCUGUACUGUGUAUUGGCCUUGGAACCAUUUCGAACUCUGCCUUAUACUUCUAAGAUUCUACCAUUUCUGUCUGUGAUCUAUCCAGUGUCGUUCUGCCAUUCUGCCCUACCUAAUUCUCUAUUCGCUGUACAGCUGCCGUUCAUUUAUUGGUUUCAUAUAUCAUGUUCUUCUAUGACUCAUCUGUUCCUUGUCAAGUAUUACCUUCUGAUGUUUUCUCUGAGCUCUCAGCCUAGUCUAGAGCUGUCUUACUGUAUGAAAGUCUCAAAUACGAGCAAAAUCCAACGGAGCACCCAAAGUCCAAGGGCUGGACAUGUUGACAUAAAUGGCUUUUACGGUGAAGUUCGCAUGGACCCAGCUGAUACAACUAUAGCACCCAUCUCGAGCACAUUGCUAUGUGACCCUAUUCUAUAUUAAAGCAGUGCAGGCUUGAUUUUGAGAAGUAUUGUGGGGAAGUAAAUAACCACAAAUACUUCCUUUCUAGUACCAUGUUUUCAGAUGACUGUGUAACAAGUUGACUAUAAAUUGUGUUUCCCAACUAUAGGUGCCUAUGCAUUUAAACAUUGCAUUUAAACAUUUCAGUGUCAGGGUGUCUGACAUUUUUCCUGUCUCAAGAGAUCCUGUUGGCCAAUACACUUUAAAAAUAACUUUCUGCUUCCUUUGUAAACAUUGUAGAUAUUUUUAAACUGCUUUCUGACUGUAACUUUGAGGGGGGGAAAAAUAUCAACAAAAUUAAAAGCAGUGUUUUCUCACGCUCUGUCUCUUAGUCCAGUCAUCUUAAUCAGCAACAAAAAUCUUAAGGGAAGCUCUGGGCACCAUAAGCACUUCAAGGGAUUGAAGUGAUUAUGUUGCCUUGAGACCAUUGGUGCCAGGUCCCACAUCACUGCUAAACAGUGUACUCGUAGUUUAGUAGAAAUGCCAAAUUGAAGGUAAGGCUGAUUUUGAAAAAUUCUCUAAGUCGGCAAUGCUUCCAAUUCGCCCUACUUUGACCUUAAAUGUAAAAUUCACUGUGACAGACCACCCGGUCACCCAACCACCUGCGCCCUCUUAAAAGGACUAUAAUCGGGGGCGGAGCUAGCUGCAGACCAGCAAAGACGCAUUGUGCAAAGCUCCAUACCAACGCAGGCAAAAUAUCCGAUUUACCGGCGGAGAUUGGGCGCCUACCUAUCCCAUACCUUGCCUACCGGUAGGGGAAGUGAAGAUGGGCAAGAAAAACAAAAAACAGAGGCCAGACAAACCUCCUUUCAGUCAUGAUAUCGGCGAACUCCUGUGGAAAUCACAGAAGGCCGCAUGGGAGAAAAUUGCGUGGGGGAAGCUGAGUACUCCAACUUCUCAGAGGAUUUCUAUCCAGACCUGGGAGAAGGCGCAUUGACAGCCCAGUCCACAGGGCACAAAACCAAAGCACCUCCAGCAGGAGAACCGGUCACCGCAGCCCUACUAACAAAAAUGGUCACAGAACUCAGGCAAGACUUAGCUGCCGACUGGGCAACCUUCAAGGAGGGUAUGGAAGGGGCCAACACAAGGCUUACCUCUCUAGAGACCAACGCAAAUGCCCAAUACGCACGACUAACUACUCUGGAACUGAGAAUGUCAGACCUCCACAAACAACAAUUCGACACAGCAGAAAAAGUGGAGGCCUUGGAGGACCACAGACGGAGAAAUAACCUAAAUCUCAGAGGUGUACCCGAUGACAUUGGGCUUGCCGACCUCCCACACUACAUGAGGCGCCUCUUGUCAACGCUCCUGCAGCCUAAACAAGAUAAUCUAGGGAAGCUAGACGGCCUGUUCCACCUGCCUAAACCGGCAAACGCACCACCAACCGCCACGGCUGACCUCAUUGUGAAAUGCCAAACCCACCAAGACAAGACCGCCGUCCUUACAGCGACCCGAGGGAAAACCCCUCUAUCAUUUGAGGAUUCUCAGUUAAAGUUGUUCCCUUACCUUAGAAGGAGUACACUAAGCUGGCGCAAAUCGCUUCAACCGAGCCUACAACACCUGAGAUCCAACAAUAUCCAGUACCGCUGGGGUACACCGCGACUCAUCACUUUCACCUGCAUACCGGGCAAGGAGUCCGCAGGAACUAGACUCACACCUGGCCUGGCUGGGCCUGACCACUCCGCAAGCAGAACCUACAACCACCCUGACCCAGCUAGCCCCCACCACAGUACGGGAAUUUAUACCCAGAUCGUCCUGGCGUGCUACACCAGCAGGCAACACAACCUGAGGGAGCUACACAGAAAGGACGAUUCUCCAUCCUGUAGGAUGCCAUAGAUCCCGCCACCACACUCAGUGUCUAUACUUACCAUGUUAUAUUUGUUAUUUUGCUUGUUGGUUACUAUGCUAGCACAUUGUUUAUGUUUUCACAAUUUUUAUAAUCUGCCAUACCCAGCCCAGCUAGAAUGGGCCACUGUACGACCCCAUUUACAGGCUCCCUUUAUCAUAUUAGAGCCAUACACAGAGGGGCCCGCACAAAGCCAGGUAUAAGUCAGAGAAAUUCGCUAUAACGCUGGCUCCGGUAUUCCCCCGCCCCAACCAAGAUGGUUCAGUUAACCUACUAUUGUAAAUCCCCGGAGGUGGACACCCCCGCUCCCUGGAGCACCUAAGCUAACGCGUCAUAGACCGACUUCUGAGUAUACCUCAUACAUGUGUCCAGGGGGACGUAUUUUUGCUAUAUUGUUUCGUUGACUAACAUGUUUUUCAUAAACAAAAACUCACUCACCGUGAUACCAUAUUCCAGCCAGUAACAACACUAUUAUUAUUGUAUGUGAAUCGGUCUACAAGAUAUUGCUCUCUCCUGGUGCUCCUCCUACCUCUCCCAGCGCUCUUUCAGUGUUUCUUUCUCUGGCUCUGCUUCUUCUCCCCAACUCCUCUCUGUUGGUGUCCCCCAAGGUUCAGUCCUUGGUCCCCUACUGUUCUCCAUCUAUACUGCCUCCCUUGGUAAACUCAUUAGCUCCUUUGGCUUCCAAUAUCAUUUCUAUGCAGAUGACACGCAAAUCUACCUGUCCUCUCCUGAUCUCUCCCCGUCCCUCUUGACUUGUGUCUCUGACUGCUUCUCUGCUUUUUUUAACUGCAUGGCUGCCCACUUCCUUAAACUAAACUUGACCAAAACUGAAAUUCUGUUUUUUCCUACCUCAAGUGUUGUUACUCCUGUGUCUCCCUCCCUCCAAGUCAACGGUGCUACCAUCAGCUCCACCACACAGGCUCGCUGCCUAGGUGUUCUCUUUGACUCCAACCUCUCCUUCAAGCCUCAUGUUCAGUCUAUCGUCAAAUCCUGUCAUUUCCAUCUCAAAAACAUUGCGCGCAUCUGCCCCUACUUAACGCCAGAUGCGACUAAGGUGCUGGUCCAUUCCACUGUCCUUUCUCGCCUUGACUACUUUAAUCUGCUUCUCAGUGGUCUUACAUGCUCCCAACUUGCGCCGUUACAGUCCAUAAUGAAUGCGGGGGCGAGGGUCAUCUUCCUGUCCACCCGCACCUCCCACGCCUCACCCUUCUGUCAGUCCCUACAUUGGCUUCCUAUAAGAUAUAGAGCUCAAUUUAAAAUUCUGGUUUUUGCUUUCAAAUCUCUACAUAAUGCUGCUCCCACCUAUCUAUCCUCCCUUAUACACAAGUUAUACAUGUCUAGGCCCUUACGAUCUGCUGAAGACUUACGUCUAUCUUCUGUCCGUACUCCCACCUCUGAUGCUCGCCUUCAAGAUUUCUCGAGGGCUGCACCGUUCCUGUGGAACUCGCUUCCCUCCUCCGUUAGAUGCUCACCCAGUCUCCACUUCAAAAAAUCGUUAAAAACCCACUUCUUCAUAAAAGCGUAUCAAUUAAACUGUUAAUAGCUCCUGACUGAUUCCUCUUCUGCAACUGUCACUAGUCUAAUACUAUCCUUACCUUUUUGUGUCAUUUUACCCCACUCCCUCUAGCAUGUAAGCUCAUUGAGCAGGGCCCUCAACCCCUCUGUUCCUGUGUGUCCAACUUGUCUGAUUACAACUACAUGUCUGUUCGUCCACCCAUUGUAAAGCGCUGCGGAAUUUGAUGGCGCUAUAUAAAUAACAUAAUAAUAAUAAUGUGAACUCUAAGGGCGACAGCCCACAUAUUGUAUUGCUUUUUCUCACAUGCUGAGUGACCAAAAGAAAGAAUAAAAAAAAAAGGACUGGCCGGGAACUUGUAGAGGCAUGGCAUGCCUGACCAGGAGCAACCCUCAAGCCCCCUGGAAUUCCUCAUCGGAUCGCGUAGUUGCAGCGGUCUGGUAAAACUUUGUUGAGGGUGCUCUCCAGAAUGACCUAUCCCUAUUUGGAGGGGUGAUAGAUGAGGGGGUGAGGCAUCGAAUGAUACCCAGGACUUAAAGGAAGCUCCGUAUAGCGGCAGAAAGCGACACCCUUUUAGUUGACUUGGAUUUCCCACCCAGCGCUGUGGAACUCUGUGCCGAAUCGGAGGAUGGGCACGGCCAAAAUUGUACUUCCAGCUAACUUGAGCUAGCCACCUCCGAUCCAAGCACUUUUUGGUCAGAGUGGACACUCGGAAGAGAGCUUUCUGGGGACUGCAUUUGUUUGGAGAUGUGGGCACUAGAACCCUGUUUUUUAUUAGAAAUUGUUAACCAGCGCUGAGGUGUCUGGUCUCUAAUUAAAUUAUCUGGUCAGGUACGGACUCCCAGGCAUUCUACUUCACCCUACACUAAGUUUCAGCUAGUGUUUGGUUGAACCCGUUAUAGGGUUUAAAUAAGGUGGUGAAUAGCUAGAGGGGAUGAUUAUAAUAAUCACUCUAAUCACUCUGCGCUAUAAUCACACUCAGGUCCCAUGCGAGUAGGCCGCCAAAUUCACUUUGACUUGUCACUUUUGUGAAUAACUAAUGGUAAUUAGAAGCUGCCAAUUUCACUAUCUGAAUAAAAAUGUCAUCUGCCUGUGUAAGUAUGAAGAGACAUAUGUUAAAGGGUCAUUAUAGUUUCAGGAAAACAAAGCAGUUUUCCUGACACUAUAGUGUCUUGAGGGUGCCCCCACACUCACGGUCCCCCUCCCGUGGCACUGAAGGGUUAAAACCCCUUUAGCAACUUACCUUAAUCCAUCGCUGGGCUCCCUCGGCGCUCCUCCCAGUCUGACGUCAGCUCCCUAGUGGAGCGGAAUGCGCAUGCACGGCAAGUGCCACACGCGAAUUCAAAGAGUCCAUAGGAAAGCAUUUCUCAAUGGACGCUUUCCUAUGGACGCUUUGCGCAAUGGAUGCGAAAUUUGCAUCCAGCGUCGCAGAUGCACCUCUAGUGGCUGUCUGGAAGACAGCCACUAGAGGCUGGAUUAACCCCAAAUGUAAUCAUAUGUUUGCAUCAGAAGGGUUAAAACUUGAGGGACCUGGCACCCAGACCACUUCAUAAAUUAGAAUAAGCAUGAGCACGCUAAUGCCAACAAGUCAGAUUGUGGAUUGGAGGUCAGCCAAGGAGGUGACAGUGUUGAGGAAGUUCACUCUACUGUAGGACAAUGGCUCCGAAGGACAGAGAUGUUUUUCAUCAAGAAAGGAAUUAUUAAAGGGACAGUGACACUAUUUACUACAACUGUUGUAUUGCUGGAGAGCUGUGUUAUGUUUCACAGACACUCCUCACAUUAUGGUGUAUCCCUCUUUAAGUUAUACUGUCUCUUCUAAGAAGGACAUUUCGAAGAAUGCCAUUAUGGACCUUAUUAUUCCAAAGAUGUGUAGAAUGUCUGGGAGAACUUGGAAAGCGUAGAAUGCUGAAAGUUUUUUUUUUCUUUAUUGAUAAGUUUAGCACAAUACAAAAGGAAAAAAAGAGAACAAGAUUUAAUUUUGAAGUUUAUUUUGGGUUUAGUAGAGAAUUCAGGUACUCUUCAGAUAGCUACCAUUAUUAUCCCACUUUGCUGCUUUCCCAAGUUGGAAUCCCUAUUAAAUCAGGUGACACCCUUCUGUCACUACUCUCACAAUGAACUGAACCAGAAUAUGUCUUCAUUUUCCCAUCAUACGAGGGUAAUUCUUCAGGAACCUAAUCAAACAUAGUCUCCUUUAAACAAUGUGACAUUAUGCAUGUGGUUACAUAGCAGAGCAUGAACACGUGGUGACUGAUUUUCCAGAUGCAUGUUGGGUCCAUGAGAGAUGCCAGCCCAGGGUGUGUUAUUCUUCAGACGUACAGAACAUUGGUUGUACUAGUUAUGUGGCUUUAGUAAAUACCAAAAAUAGAAACCCUAAGUACUUCAAGCCUGCUAUUAUGGUUCUGUUUAUUGCUGACAGGGAUGGGAUUUGACUUGUAUCUCGUAUCCUUUAAACAUUUCUGUUAUAUGGUUCCUGUAUCGAAUUAUGACGUGUCUAUAAACAAUGGAAAUCCGUUGGUGAUUUGUAAAUAUUAAUAACAAUUAUGGGAUGUGCUAAAGUGUACUAUUAAACAGCAGGGGGCGUAUCUGAGGAGAGACAAUAAAAUCAGAAGCGACAGAUCACAAGAGACAGUGUAUCAGGAAAUGGAUCACACUGAUCACAGUGGGCUGUUAGAAAGUAACACGACAGCCCCAUAAAUCACUUCAAAAACAGAUUGGUUAAUUUUGAAUGUAUUUGCAGUUAAUAUUAAUGGACACAUACUACAUACAACAUGCAUAUGAGCUGCUCAUGAAGAGUGCCACCCUCACUGUAUGUAGAAACCUUGUGCUUCAGGAAGAAAUCUGCAAGUGCUUUUAAAAGAAUAGUCUUGAUCAAUUAAGUUCUCUGAUGUAGCAUAUGAAUGCUGCAUACAUCACACAAAUUAUUUUUCAUGCAGAUCUACUAAGUUUGUUGAGUCUAAAAUCAGGAGAUAGGAGAGGGAGCAGGGUGGCAGGAAAGGCCAGUGGGAAGGCAUGGCUGAAUCGCAAUUAAUUUCAUUUAACCUUGCGCUACAGUUAAUAGCAGUCCUCGUGACACAGUGACAGUCGGUCUGUCUGGUGAUACGGUGGACUGAUUGCUGAAUUCUGAGUGGCAAGAUUUUGGCAAAUAUAGCUGUUAUGGAAGAAUUCUCUAACUUAGCUAUAGUCACAGAUUGCCUAAAUUAGUCUUAAAUCUGUGAUUCAGAACUCAUUUACUAAUUUCAGACUGUAGUGAAUUACCCUUACUGUGUAGCACAUGUUAAAAUUGCGUGAUUUGAUAAAUCUGUUCAUGUAUAUCCGCAUAAAGAGACACGUAUGCAGAAACUGAUGGCGCAUAUGGCAACCCCAUGUGUUCGGAGUUAGUUUAGAAAAAAGAGGGUAGAGUUGGCAUACCCUCCUGUUUGUACGGACCUUUUGUAUGGACUACGCUGUGUGACAUGACAUGAAAAAACUUGCUGUAUGUGGAACUCAUAUGCUGCAUGGGGAAUAAGGUGGAAUCCAAAAGUAUUAUCGUUAGAUAAAAGGGACACUAUAGGCACCCAGAGCAUUGCAUCUCAAUAAGGCUGUCUGUGUACCAUGCCCCUGUAAAACAAUGCCAUUUUGCCUGACCGGCAUUGUAGGGUUUAAAUGCCUUUGAUGGUUGUCACUCUGAUAGCUAGGAGAGGCGCUUCCUCAGAGUUUAAUAAAUCGUUAUGUGGGCCCCUGUCUGAACCUGGAGGUUCGGCUUUUCACGGGUCCUCCAUCAUCCGGCAGGAAGAUCAAAAGAUACCCCACAUACCCCCUAACACUGCCACAGUCACAACUCCAGCCACCCCCAGAAGAUAGACAUACUAUACAUGAAACACAGCCACACCAUAAACACAACAUACAAAUUCCGCAAGCGGCCCACAUUACGCACAACUACCACACACAUACGCCACCAGACACAGACAUACACAUGCACGCAAAGACACAUUUACACACAAGGAAGCUCAGACACAUACACAGAUACACAAUGCCAGGGACAAAGACAAACUAAGUUAGAAUUGCACUCACACGCUCUGAGCCACAUACACAGGUACAUAAUGCCAGACACACAGACAUACUCAGGCUGCCCCCACCCAUACAGUUCUCAUCCUCCUCGACAAACACAACACUCAGUCAACACACAUACGCACCACUCAGAGAAACCGAUCCCAGAGCUUGUUUUACCAUAUUGGCACAGUGGAGCAUGUUUCUACCAUCUAAUCGGCACAGCGGAACGUUUUGUGCAUUAGUCUCCAAAUACUAUUCUAUGGGAAAGAAUUGGACUGGACGGCGAGACAACAGCAUGAAAACCGACACGACGAGAGAGAACGAUAAGUUAAAGUGUGUGGGGUGUGGGGGGAUUCUAAUCUGUUAACAAGACAUGAUAGCGUUAGGAGUACACAUUUGUAUUAUAACUCUGUAGUGUUCCUUAAGCUGAUUUUUCAGCAGUAGAAUGCUACAUACUACAAUGAAUAUUAAUUUACUUUCCAUAAUGCAGGGAUAAGUGUUCCACAAAACAUGUUCAAUAUUUUUUUAGGGUACUAUUAGGAGACAGGCGAUUUAGGCAGCUCUCUAAUUAGUCAUGUUUGAGUUUUGCCUAAGGCCUUACAAAGUCUAGAGCCACCACUGGGAAGGAGUAUUUAAGGGUUAAUUUGGAAGAGACAAAGGACAUUCGCAAGUUAUGUAGUGUGGGAUUUUGGAAUUUAUUUACAGAAAUUAAGUGAGGAGGGGGUUUAUUAAUUACAGGACAGGGAGGCAGGUGAGAUUUCAUGGUAUAGGCAGGGCCGGUGAGUCCAUAAGGCGGCACAGGCGGCCGCACCAGCUCUGGGGGCGCAAAAUUCCAGUGAUCGGCAGGAGGGAAGUGCUCCCUCCUACCAGGCCACCUUCUGGAUCCCUGGCGCGGCGUGCGGCUGAAUUGGAAUCCGAGGCAGCGAGGGAGCUCUCUGCUCUGCUCCCUCACGCGCCUUUUGCUGAUGCUGGGAGCCGGAAUAUGACGUCAUAUUCCGGCUCCCGGCAUCAGUAAACAGCCCACGAGCAGAGCAGAGAGAACACAGCUCCCUCGCCACCUCGGACUCCAAUUCAGCUGCACGCCUAUUAAUAAUUAGUGUGUGUGUCUGUGAGUGAGUGUGUGAGUGUAAGUGUGUGCAUGUGAGUGUGUGUCUGUCAGUGUGUGUUUGUCAAUGAGUCUGUCAGUGUGCGUGUGUCUGUCUGUCAGUGUGCAUGUGUGUGUCUGUCAAUGAAUGAGUGUGUCAGAUAAGUGAGUCUGGCUGUCAGAGACGUCUGUGUGUUUGUCAUUGAGUGUGUGUGACUGUCAGUGUCUAUAGACCACUGAGUGUAGCGUGGCCAAGCGGAGCUCAGCCACGUUACAAGAAAGGUAUGAGGCACACCAGGAAGGGUAGGGGACCACUAUGGGGGUGAGUGGUGCACCAAGGGACAGGGAGAGGAGGGUAGAGACACAAUAAGGAACAGGAAAAGGAGGGAGGAGGGGAGAGGAACACUAAGGGACAGGAAAAUAAGGGGAGAGAAGCACUAAGGGACAGGGAACAGAGGGAGGAGGGGAGAGGAACACUCAUGGGACAGGAAAAGGAGGGGGAGGGGAGAGGACACUAAGGGAUGGGGAGGGGAGAGGGGCUGGAUGUGAAAGAAACACAGCGAGGCUUGAGAAGGGGAAAAAGAGUCACACAGAGGGGCUGGGGGGGAAAGAGAUACACACAAUGGAGCUGGGAAGAGUAAAAGACACAAAGGGGCUGGGAGAGAAGGAGUCACACAAAGGGGCUGGGAGGAGUAAGACACACAAAAUGUGGGAGGAUGUAAGCGUUAUACAAAGAGGAGAGAUAGGAGACACACAAGGGGAAAAAUAUGAGAUAAAAUACACUAAAGGGAGUAAGAUAGUUAAAAGACGGGAUAAGAAACACAAAAGGGAGGUUAAGAGGCACACAGGUUAAGAUGUUUUUUGGGAGGGGGCGGAAAAAUGCAUUUUCGCCUAUGUACCCAAAAUUCUUUGCACCAGCCCUGGGUAUAGGAUUAAUAAAUUAACUAUAAAGAAACGUCUAAUGUAAGGAUUUAUUUUCAGACACCAGUUAGAGAGAAUGAGCACAAUUAUCACUGUGUAUAAAUGGGAUUGCCUGUAAAGUGAGCUGUCUGGUUACAAAGAAUGAGGAGGUUUUUAACAAUAUCCCAAAAAAGCAGCCCAUUUGCUCCACCCCAUUCCCAUGCAUCUGCAAGAUGUGCAGUUUCUCCUCUCUGUUUGUUUCACUCUUUCACUAAUGCCAUCCCCCUUUCUUUCACUCCUAAACCUGACACUCGAUAGACCAGUUUGGUAGACACAGAGGCUAGGGAGGGGUAAUUGGGUGUUGGGCACCAGCUGACAUGGGUGGGGGCACAGAGAUGGAGGAGGAGGGAGAGGCUGGUAGCAGAGGACCCGGGGGAGGGGAGUGAAAGGCACAGAGGGGUAACAGGCAGAGGGGAGGGGGUUGAUACAAGGUGGGGAAGGACUGCACGGCUAGGAGCAGCAUGGGCGACCAGGAGAAUUAUUAUGGCAAGCAUGGUAAGUGAGGGAAGGCCCUUUAUUGCCAUGGAUGCGUUUAUAGAACGCUGGGAUAUUCUGCAGAGCUGGGUGCACGGGGUGGGUUUAAAUAACUUAGUGUGAUGGACAGUGACAGUGGGGUAUGAGUGCUUGGAUUGCAGGAUUCUAACCUGAGAAUGCAGAGUGAUUUGCUUGUGGUGUUAGCAGCAAGGGAGUGGUUGUAAACAAUGAUAUUGAUAGGAUAUAAUAGGCGGAUUUUAAAAGCCCAGCACUGUCUCAGCCUGUCCUGAUAAUCUGCAGUCAGGAGGUCUCUGUAUAUUAUAUAUAAACCCAGCACUGUCUGAGCCUGUCCUGAUAAUCUGCAGUCAGGAGGUCUCUGUAUAUUAGAUAUAAACCCAGCACUGUCUGAGCCUGUCCUGAUAAUCUGCAGUCAGGAGGUCUCUGUAUAUUAGAUAUAAACCCAGCACUGUCUGAGCCUGUCCUGAUAAUCUGCAGUCAGGAGGUCUCUGUAUAUUAGAUAUAAACCCAGCACUGUCUGAGCCUGUCCUGAUAAUCUGCAGUCAGGAGGUCUCUGUAUAUUAUAUAUAAACCCAGCAGUGUCUGAGCCUGUCCUGAUAACCUGCAGUCAGGAGGUCUCUGUAUAUUAUAUAUAAACCCAGCGCUGUCUCAGCCUGUCCUGAUAAUCUGCAGUCAGUAGCUCUCUGUAUAUUAUAUAUAAACCCAGCGCUGUCUCAGCCUGUCCUGAUAAUCUGCAGUCAGGAGGUCUCUGUAUAUUAUAUAUGAACCCAGCGCUGUCUCAGCCUGUCCUGAUAAUCUGCAGUCAGGAGGUCUCUGUAUAUUAUAUAUAAACCCAGCGCUGUCUCAGCCUGUCCUGAUAAUCUGCAGUCAGGAGGUCUCUGUAUAUUAUAUAUAAGCCCAGCACUGUCUCAGCCUGUCCUGAUAAUCUGCAGUCAGGAGGUCUCUGUAUAUUAUAUAUAAACCCAGCGCUGUCUGAGCCUGUCCUGAUAAUCUGCAGUCAGGAGGUCUCUGUAUGUUCUAUAUAAACCCAGCACUGCCUGAGCCUGUCCUGAUAAUCUGCAGUCAGGAGGUCUCUGUAUGUUCUAUAUAAACCCAGCACUGCCUGAGCCUGUCCUGAUAAUCUGCAGUCAGGAGGUCUCUGUAUGUUCUAUAUAAACCCAGCACUGCCUGAGCCUGUCCUGAUAAUCUGCAGUCAGGAGGUCUGUUCUAUAUAAACCCAGCACUGCCUGAGCCUGUCCUGAUAAUCUGCAGUCAGGAGGUCUCUGUAUGUUAUAUAUAAACCCAGCACUGUCUGAGCCUGUACUGAUAAUCUGCAGUCAGGAGGUCUCUGUAUAUUAUAUAUAAACCCAGCACUAUCUGAGCCUGUCCUGUUAAUCUGCAGAUACAAGCCCAGCACCUGUACUGAUAGGUCACUGUACGUUCCGUGUAAAUUCCAGAUGUAAAGUGAUAGUGAUUCACUUGGAUUAAGAUCUACUCCAAAGCAGCUGGUCCAGGAAUCAGUGAAGAGGCUUGGUGAUAAGAACUCUAAUUACUCCUACACCAGGAGAUUAUAUAUAUAUAUAUAUAUAUAUAUAUAUAUAUACACAAAUUGGAAUAUUAAUUCAUGGGAGUUCCCAUGAGCCCCCGUAGUGUAAGUGACCAUUUUGGGUGCAACUUUUUAAAAUUAAAAUCGUUGGGGGGGGGAGGAGGGGAUACUUCAAAUCUAGUGGAGUUUAUUUACUAAACUUGGAAUAUUUGGCUCCGUUGCGGAUCUCGAAAAGGAAAUAUUUAAAUUCUAUGAAUUAACAAAAGAAUUACAUAUUUUAAAAUUUGAAAAAUAGCAGAGUGGGAGAAUUCUUCAGUAAACCUCAAAGCUUGUGUUUAUUCACUAAACCCCAAAGUUCUGUGAAUUGAGAAAUGAACUGCAACAUUUAUGAAAAAAUAUAGCCUGGAUUUUGAAUCUAUGUUCAGUUCAGUAUAUUUUCCUUGGUUUUUUUUUAUAUAAGAGCUGUACAGCUGAUUUUGUGAUUCUGUAAAUGAUAUUAAAUACAAAUUGCCAAAUUUUAUUCUGUCUAAAAAAUGUUUCCAUUUUCUGGGAACUUUGUAUACAAGAGAAAUACAUAGGGUUAUUCACUAAGCUCUGAAAAGCUUUUUGGUAAUAUUUUCCUCUGUUUUAUUUUGUUUUAAAUACUUUUCCCCCCAGGUAGUUUCUUGCUGCUUGCUUGCACAUCUGAAUGCAAAUAUCAUGGAUUUCUGGGGGGGGGGAAAUCUUACCUAUAUUCCGCCAAUUUGGACGCAGUUUAUCAGAGUUUGAUAAAUAUUUACAUUUAUCAAAAUCUCUCUCUUUCUGACAUUUGUUCCUCUGAACUAAACAAGCACAUUUUGCGUGAUUUAAAUUAAACUCUGAAUCACUUAGAUUAACUAAGAGGGCUAUUUACUAAGCUCUGACUUUUUGGAAUUAACUAUGAAUGGGAAAACAGAGGCGGUUGAUCUAGAAAAAUGAUGCAGCUUAGCCGUAGUCAGAGCUUUUUCGUUACAUUUUUUUUUUUCAUUGUUUCUUUUUUGACAUUUUGGAUUUAAUUCACAAAGUCAGUAAUAUUGACAUUUUGGCCAAUGAUUCUUUGGUGAAUUCUCAACAAUUUCCAGUUAAGACAAUUUAUUAUGACUUAUUCUCUAAACAGUGGAUUGUAGCAAAUUCAAAAUUGCAAACGUAAACUAAAAUAGAUAAUUUAGGAAAAUUGUCCAUCUUCGCUAAAGUCACCGUGCAGCUGUUUUUGUCACUAAAAUUUGGUUACUCAUAUUUCGACUUGCUACAAUUCAGAGUUUAGUAUAUAAACAUCCCUACAAAGGCACUUCCUUGCUCAUAGAAACCUCUAUACUACUACGGUGUCUAUGGCACCUACUGAUACAGUUAUGUCAGCGAAUGAGGCUGCUGGCUGCUUCUGUUACUUAAUCUCAGUCCCAUGUAAUCACACUGGGUAGCUGAGGUCACCAGUGUAACAGCUGCAUUAUGGAAAUCUUUCAGAUUAGAAGGAUAAAAGUAAGACUUAUGUAUCUGAUCUUUAGUUUGAAAUUUAAAGGCCAUUUCUUUGGAAAGAGAAUUCAUAUUUCCAAUCACGUAUGUUUAUGAUUCAUACACUAAACAACAAACUAGCAAAUUGCAAUCUAUAUUACUGUACGCAAGGCAGGUUACACUUCUCAGCGUAAGAACUACAGGAAAUCUGGAUGGGGGCAUCCUUUCAUAACCAAUUUAAUUCCAGCCCCUUUAGGAGCAUACGUUAAACGAUAAAUGAUAUAUUAUCACUGGAGACUUUUUUAGUUUCAGUUGAUUGGGAUAUAGUCCUCUUUAAGUUACAUACAUAUGUUUUAUUCUUAUUUUAAAUGGAUACUAUUGUGUUAUUAAAACGAACCUGUAUUUCUAAUGCUAUAGCGAUCUUCUAUUUAUUUAGACUCAGGGCCCCUAGAUCCUAAAGAAAACAAAUUGUGGAAAAAGGUUUUAUUUUCCUUUGUGGUUUUUUUCUCGCAGCGCCAAGAACCAAUUUCUCACAGUGGAGAUCUGCAUCCGGCAGGCAGCCACUGAAGGGGUAUUUAACCCUGAAAUGUAAACAGUGCUGUACAUUGCAGGGUUAAACCUAAAAGACCACUGUACCCUGACCACCUCAAUGAGAUAAAGUGCCUUUACUGGUCCUUACAACCGUGAAACAUAUGAUCCAAAUUUCUACACAUGGAUAACUAAGUGGGAAUGUUAAAGGGAAACUAUAGUGCCAGGAUAACAAAAGAUCCCUACAGUGCCCCACUUCUGUCACUUACCAGCGCCGAUGUCCCUACGAGCUAGUUUGGGCUGCCUUCGCUCCCCGUCGUUGAUGUCAGCUGGCAGGGGAGAUCUAAUGGGCAUGCGUGACAAUGGCCACACUCGCAUUAGUAUUUCCCUAUAGGAAAGCGUGUAUAAUGCUUUCAUAUGGGGUUUUACAUGACGCUGGAUGUCCUCAUGCGAAGCGGCAAAAUAUUAAAUCCCACGAUCUCCGCUGGUUCAGAAGGUAAUCCACAGUCAAGCGCUGCAAAGUAAGGCAAUAUCCCAAAUCUCCCAGUAACCAGACGAAACACAGUUCUGAGAGUCAACUGAGGCUUUAUUCACAGGCUCCACAAUUUAUACAAUUCCCCAUGCAAGGUGUUUCCUGAAUCCUAUUCCAGGGGUAUUCCAGGGGUGGACUACGUGGGGAACUUACAGUACAGAGCAUUUCUCCCAUCAGGCACUGCUGCACGAGAGGGAUCCUCCCACUGGAAUGUACCGUUAAGUGGAUUAUCCCUCCGUGCAGCAGAACCAGCAAUUUACAUUAAAAAAUACAACUUUUCGAAUAUUAGGUCUAUUUGCACGAAUGGACGUUCGGUAGAUAGCUGGGGUCUGAGCGCAUCAUUCGUGAGAUUACCGCUCAGAUCCCAGCUAAAACCAUGCACUCGACGACCAAACACCGCUGGAGGAACAAAGGAUCCAAGAUGGCCGACCGCCGCGUGGUCGGAAAUCGACCGACGGCCACCUAGGAGUGCAUCUAAUUACUGAUUGCAACAUUGUUGCAAUCGGUUAACAAGCGCCACACGUCUCUUAAUGUGUGGGCUAUUACAGGGGGGUUUAUUCGGUUCACGAAUGGCCCGCAAAGGUGCCAUUCGUGAAACGAAAUGACAUACAGCUAUCUGCUUUCGGCAGAUAGCCAAUGCAGGCAAUACAACACUAUACAGUCAGCAUACAUUACACCCAGGAACAUACACAUCCCCCCAACCAUACAGGCAACCCUUAAAGCCAUAGUCUCUGUAUAAUGUGCAAGUGGCUAGGUCUGCCACAAGGACGUCCAUCAUAGGGCAACCAAAAAUCGCCUAACGAUCUGCAAAUUCCUCUGGUAGACAGCCACUAGAGGUGGAGUUAACCCUGAAAUGUAAUGAUUGCAGUUUCUUUAAAGCUGCAAUAAUUACCUUUGCAGGCUUAAGGGACCUGGGAAUAUGUACCCAAACAACUUAAUUGAGCUGAAGUGGUUUGGGUGCCUAUAGUGUCCCUUUGAAGCGCUCAGCCCUCCCCACUAAAUUUUCUGUGGGGUAUUUGUUCCCCCAAGUUCAUUAUUCCCACAGAAAGAGCUAUAUUUGAUUUGUAAAAAAUUGCCAAUUUGCUCUACUGUUGAUACAAUUAACUAUUUAGUGAAUAGACCCCUAGAAGGGUACACUGCUUAAAUCAAUAGUAACAAUGAAAAGUAUAAUGAUUUUGUUUACCUGCAAGGUUCCUUAUUUAUUGGUUAUCUUCUCUUUCUCUCCCUACCCUCCAACCCCCCCCCCUUUUAUUUAUAUAUAUAUAUAUAUAUACAUACAUACAUACAUACAUACAUACAUACAUAUACACACACACAAUACAAAAGUUCCUUGCACUCACGCUUGAUGUAGUCCAGUGUGCCUUAUUAGGCUUGCCGGGUGCCAGUCUUUUAGGGAUAUUAGAUGUAGUAAAUGAAGAAAAGCAGGCUGCACUCACGGGCUUAAGAAUUCAAAACGUGGUAUUUAUUCCAUCAAAAAUAGAGAAUAUUUUUUGAUGGAAUAAAUACCACAUUUUGAAUUCUUAAGCCCGUGAGUGCAGCCUGCUUUUCUUCAUUUAAAAAAAUAAAUAUAUAUAUAUCUCUAUCUCUCUCUCUCAAAAUCGUGUAAUGUAUCAAUGAAAAAAAGAACACUACAGACAUGAAAUCACCCAUAAGUCUACAGGGAGUGCAGAAUUAUUAGGCAAGUUGUAUUUUUGAGGAUUAAUUUUAUUAUUGAACAACAACCAUGUUCUCAAUGAACCCAAAAAACUCAUUAAUAUCAAAGCUGAAUAUUUUUGGAAGUAGUUUUUAGUUUGUUUUUGGUUUUAGCUAUGUUAGGGGGAUAUCUGUGUGUGCAGGUGACUAUUACUGUGCAUAAUUAUUAGGCAACUUAACAAAAAACAAAUAUAUACCCAUUUCAAUUAUUUAUUAUUACCAGUGAAACCAAUAUAACAUCUCAACAUUCACAAAUAUACAUUUCUGACAUUCAAAACAAAACAAAAACAAAUCAGUGACCAAUAUAGCCACCUUUCUUUGCAAGGACACUCAAAAGCCUGCCAUCCAUGGAUUCUGUCAGUGUUUUGAUCUGUUCACCAUCAACAUUGCGUGCAGCAGCAACCACAACCUCCCAGACACUGUUCAGAGAGGUGUACUGUUUUCCCUCCUUGUAAAUCUCACAUUUGAUGAUGGACCACAGGUUCUCAAUGGGGUUCAGAUCAGGUGAACAAGGAGGCCAUGUCAUUAGAUUUUCUUCUUUUAUACCCUUUCUUGCCAGCCACGCUGUGGAGUACUUGGACGCGUGUGAUGGAGCAUUGUCCUGCAUGAAAAUCAUGUUUUUCUUGAAGGAUGCAGACUUCUUCCUGUACCACUGCUUGAAGAAGGUGUCUUCCAGGAACUGGCAGUAGGACUGGGAGUUGAGCUUGACUCCAUCCUCAACCCGAAAAGGCCCCACAAGCUCAUCUUUGAUGAUACCAGCCCAAACCAGUACUCCACCUCCACCUUGCUGGCGUCUGAGUCGGACUGGAGCUCUCUGCCCUUUACCAAUCCAGCCACAGGCCCAUCCAUCUGGCCCAUCAAGACUCACUCUCAUUUCAUCAGUCCAUAAAACCUUAGAAAAAUCAGUCUUGAGAUAUUUCUUGGCCCAGUCUUGCGUUUCAGCUUGUGUGUCUUGUUCAGUGGUGGUCGUCUUUCAGCCUUUCUUACCUUGGCCAUGUCUCUGAGUAUUGCACACCUUGUGCUUUUGGGCACUCCAGUGAUGUUGCAGCUCUGAAAUAUGGCCAAACUGGUGGCAAGUGGCAUCGUGGCAGCUGCACGCUUGACUUUUCUCAGUUCAUGGGCAGUUAUUUUGCGCCUUGGUUUUUCCACACGCUUCUUGCGACCCUGUUGACUAUUUUGAAUGAAACGCUUGAUUGUUCGAUGAUCACGCUUCAGAAGCUUUGCAAUUUUAAGAGUGCUGCAUCCCUCUGCAAGAUAUCUCACUAUUUUUGACUUUUCUGAGCCUGUCAAGUCUUUCUUUUGACCCAUUUUGCCAAAGGAAAGGAAGUUGCCUAAUAAUUAUGCACACCUGAUAUAGGGUGUUGAUGUCAUUAGACCACACCCUUCUCAUUACAGAGAUGCACAUCACCUAAUAUGCUUAAUUGGUAGUAGGCUUUCGAGCCUAUACAGCUUGGAGUAAGACAACAUGCAUAAAGAGGAUGAUGUGGUCAAAAUACUCAUUUGCCUAAUAAUUCUGCACUCCCUGUAAAGAGAGGGCAAGGAUAAUUAUUGUGGAGGAGUAGGCAGCUGUAUGUAAGAUGCACAAUAUAAAGACAUACCUGCAUACUGCAUUUUGGCAGUAUGGAAACACUGCUGGAAUAAUUUGAAUAAUUAAUUAGAUUUUUUUUUUUAAAUGGUUAGUGUAGAUUUUCAUUAUGUUAAAAUAGUUGUAUCAUGAAAAUGGCUGUAGAUGAAUAAAUUGUACUUGGGCAGCAUUAAUCUAAUGCAUGCACACAAAUCCUUUACUAUGCAGGUCAUGUUACCAGCGCUAAGUCACGCUGCGGUGAUUAGUUGAAUAAUCAAUGCCAUGAUGUCAAGAACAUGACUCCUCCAUUACUGAAAUAUGUAUGUACAUCUCAAAGCCUUUUCCCAUUGGAGCUGCUGGAGAGUUCUUCCAUGGCAAAGUUUGAACGUCUUCAAAUCCUAAUCCAUUGGAUUCAAUGCCUCCCUUUUGAGAAGCAUUUGAUUGGAUAAGUUGCGGCACUUGCUGCGCAUGCUCGUCUCUUCCUUUUGUUUUUCCCCAAAAUUUUAUUGGAGCUCCUGAUUUUAAAUAUGUAGGAAAAUGGGAAUACUUGUUUGUAUUCCUAAGGCUGCAGAAUUCCUGUUAGAAAUACAAGCUGAAAAAAUUAUCUACUUCAGCUAUUUCUCCAACUUGACCAUUCUGGCCCACAAUGCAAUUCUCUUCUCAAGUGAUGAUUUAGUAUAUAAACCUCCAAGGAAUGUGAACCGGCAGUGCAACAGAAUUAUAAAUAUACAUGCUAUAAGGUGUGUAAAUUUUUAUAUGUGGCAGGCUUAUGCAAUGUAUGAUCAUAUAAUGUAACUAAACCCCCAUUAUUUUUGCCUAGAUUAGGUGUUUUUAAAAAAACUAAUAAAAUCUUUCAACAUUGAAGUUGCUGUUUAGUGGAUAGGUGAGUGCGCUGGAUCUUGUGUUUUGUAUUAUUUGGCCCCCAGCAGCACCCCCAUUUAUGCAUGUUCAGGUGAGUGCAGCCAACCCCCCCUUGUUUCAUAUAUGUGUAUAUAUAUAUAUAUAUAUAUAUAUAUAUAUAUAUAUAUAUAUAUAUAUAUAUAUAUAUAUAUAUAUAUAUAUAUAUAUAUAUAUAUAUAUAAGCAUUUUUUAAGUUUUUGACCUAUGAAUUGCAAGUGGCAUUCCAGGAUUCCAUUGUUUAGGAAAAGAGUUAACCAAAAAAAAUAAAAAUCUUUUUACAAAUAAGAAUUUAAACAAUAAUUGUCAGAAACUGUGAGAUGUGCAAGAGGACACAUUGAGGUCUAUGGAGGAUCAUAGGUUCCUCCAUAGAAAGAGCUUAAUAUCCUUACAGCUAUCACUAGUAACAAAAGGUUUGAUGGCGGUAAUUCUGAGACAAAGUGGUGAUAUUCCAACACAGUCAAUGUGAAGAAUUCACAAAGAUUCUAUUUUUUUUUUUUAAUGAAAUAUUCAUUUUGGAUUGGGAGGGUUGACAAAAGUAGUGCCAGGAAAACAGAGCUGUUUUCCCUGCACUAUAGGUUUUUAUGGAGCCCCCCUCACUCACGUCCCCCCUCCCAUGGGAUUGAAGGGGUUAAAACCUGAAACCAGCGCCGAUGUCCCUCAGCCCUGGGUCAGGCCCUGCCCACACUCCUCCCACGUAAUGCGCAUGCUUUCCUAUGGGUAAAAUCUGACCCUGGAGGUCCUCAUGCUGAGCGCGAGGAUGUCUAGCAUCAGAUACUGGACAAGAGGUCUGUUUGGAUUCCGGGAGCCGUCUGGUGGCUGUUUGGUAGACAGCCCCUAAGGGCAGACUUAGAGCUACAAUGUAAACAUUGCAGUUUCUCUGGAACUAAAAUGUUUGACAUUGCAGCACUACGUGCACUAGGGACACUGCACCCAGACCACUUCAAUUAGCCGAAGUGGUCUGGGUGCCUACAGUGUCCCUUUAACCCCUUAAGGACACAUGGCAUGUGUGACAUGUCAUGAUUCCCUUUUAUUCCAGAAGUUUGGUCCUUAAGGGGUUAAACAGACUUCGAGAUGGUUCUGAAUGAAGCUCACUUGCUACAUAUCUGCAUAUAUAUUCAUAUAUAUAACGCUGCAGUCUUCACCAACUAGCUAGAGCUGAUCUAAAAGGUCUCAGAAGUCUCUGUAUAUUAUAUCAAUGUCUGAGCCUGUCCUGAUUAUCUGCAGUAGGGAGGUCUCUGUAUAUUAAAUGAAUAUAUAUUAUAUGAAUCCAGCACUAUCUCAGCCUGUCCUGAUCAUCUGCAGUCAGGAAGUCUCUGUAUAAUAGAUAUAAACCCAGCACUCUCUGAGCCUGUCCUGAUAAUCUGCAGACUGCCCAUGUAUAUUAGAUAGCUCUGUGUCUCUCUGACGCUGUCAUUGUGUGUAAAUAACAGGCUCUGUGUGUAUGUACACAAGGCGUGGAGGGUUUGUAUUGCAGUCUAAUUAAUCAUGAGCGUAUAUAGGCCACACAAAUAGCCACUUUCCAUUUCAAGGAGCUUAAAGGAUCACUGUAGUGUCAGGAAAACACUAUAUCAUCCUUAGGGUCCCCCCACCCUCAGGGCCCCCAUCCCUUUGCCCUGAAGGGGUUAAAACCCCUUCAGCUACUUACUUUAAUCCCCGCUGACGUCAACUCUCAAGUGGAGCAUAAUGCGCAUGCGCAGCAAGAGCCGUGUGCGCAUUCAAACAGUCCAUAGGAAAGCAUUUCUCAAUGCUUUCCUAUGGACGUUCUGCACGCUGGAUGUGAUUUUCGCAUCCAGCGUAACAGAAACGCCUCUAGCUGCUGUCAGGAAGACAGCCACUAGAGGCUGAAUUAACCCUGCAAUGUUUUUAUAUCUGAAGGGUUAAAACCUGGGGGACCUGGCACCCAGACCGCUACAUUGAGCUGAAGUGGUCUGGGUGACUAUAGUGUCCCUUUAACUUUGUCUACACAAAUUUAGUUUUCUAUAUAAUUUCCAAAACUAACCAGUGGCAACUUCGUAAGAACGUUUCAGCUGCUGGCAAGACAGGGUUAAAACAUGUUACAAAUUUUACAAAGGUUUGGUUUCUAAAGUCCAGAGAUACAAAAUUUAACUUCUUCAUAAAUGGAGCUCAAGGUUGUUGAAGUUUGGCCACAGUAUUGACGAAUUUGGUGGGCAGUUGAUUGAGGCUCUGGGCGAUGUACUGUAUUAAUGCUCAGGCUGAGGAAAUAGUCUGUAAAGACAAGAUUCAUCAAGACCAUAUCAAGUUAUAGCAGAGCCUUAUUCUGUGUCAACACAUGUUUUGUGAGAAAGCUUAGUUUUUAUGAUGACAGAGGGAUUUUUUUUUUAAAUCCUUAUCUACAAGGCUGCUAACACAACAAUGUUAUAAAGUCACUCUUGUGAUGAUACUGUAUCAAUGGCCUCCUGCAUUAGUGCAGAUUUUUAUAGUCUGACUGUUGAGGGAGGAAUUCCAGGUAAAGGGUAAGAGAUGAAGUGGCUUUUUUUAAGGCACACACCAAGCAUGUACACGAGUAAUGCAUAUGAGUAGUAAUGGAUUCCCUGAAACUCCUUGUGAGUCUAUAACGCACACUCCUGUGCCAGGAUUUGAGGAUAAACAAAGCACUGCUGGCAUGGCUCCGGCUGUUCAGAGUGUUGCCACAGGCUUCCACAGAUACGGAACGCCAGAUCUUCGGAAGAUCUUCCACCAGGGGAAGAUAUCCAAAGGCUGGGGGCCUGGUGGGAAUAACCAUGUGUGAACCACCUAAUUCAUCUCCAAACUACCAAAUCCCUGUCCAGACAACCACCAAACCCCUCCUACUGCUUCAAGAGCAGUAGGGGGGUGCACUUCUUUGUUAAAUGUAAUGUACCUCCUUUAAAUCUAAUAUUAUUAUUAUUAUUAUUAUUAUUAUUAUUACUUUAAAAGUCAUUCAUUGAUAAUCGGAGGCGCAGUAUUCUUUCAAACGUUUUAGGUUUUGACAAACCACUUACUAUUUAGUCCAAACAAAUAAAUUAGGAAGAGGAGCGAGUGCCUACCUGUGUUCUGUUUUUCGUUGAUUACAGUCCUACAUUAAAGGACCACUAUAGUGCCCUGAGGGUGCCCCCACCCUCAGGGUCCCUAUCCUGCCGGACUGGAUGGAGAGGAAGGGGUUAAACCUACCUCUUUCUCCAGCGCCGGGUGGGGAGCUCUCCUCCUCCUCUCCUCCCUCUUCUCCUCCUCUUCGGCUGAAUGCGCAUGAUUUUCACAGUGAGAAGCACGCAAGCGCCUCUAGCGGCUGUCAAGAGACAGCCACUGGAGGCUGGAUUAAUCCAUUUAUAAACAUAGCAGUUUCUCUGAAACUGCUAUGUUUAUGUAAAAAAAAGGGUUAAUCCUAGCUGGACCUGGCACCCAGACCACUUCAUUAAGCUGAGGUGGUCUGGGUGCCUAUAGUGGUCCUUUAAAGGUGAACAUGACCGUAUCUUAUUCGCUUUUCAUUUUCUUCAGUAAUAUCUGUAAAGAGUAAUGAAUAUUAUAGUAAUUAAUAAUAUAGUAUUAGAUUAAGAUGCUUAUAUGGUAAAUAUUUUUCUGCUAAAGAGCCAGGAAUAAAAAUCAAUUUGUGUAAUUUUCAUGGUAAAAUCUACGCACUGGGGGGGCGGGGCCUGACCGCCAAACCGAGCGGACGCACUACACAUCAGCUCCGGACCAAAAUUCACAUUAAUGCCCAAACUCACUGCUCGGUAGCCCUUUCAGGCUGAUGACCUACGACCGGAGGCUCCUGGGCAUCUCUAGAAACAAUUAGGGAUCCGGAGGGCCUUGGGCCUUGCGGGGGAGGCAGCCGAUCCUCCGGCCGGGCAUACCAGGAGUGCGACAAGGGCCCUGUUCCCCCCUCCCCCCCCCCCUGUGGUCUGGUGGAGGUUAUCCAGGACCCCACCAAGAUACCACUCACCUUGGUAAAGCUGCAAACGAGAACCAUGGCUACACAGCCUGCAGAGACUCGAAUCAGCCGGAGCUCAUCCAACAUGGCCGCCAAGCUAAGGCCAGAGAGAGGGAGCAUGGGCAGCCAUUCACACUCUUAUUCCCUACAGGCCCUUGACCGGCUCUACUCGAGCCUAUGCGUGAUACUAUGUGACGGCGGAAUGCCAUACCGUCAAGCAACCUGUGUGGUGGCCUCGUGGAUUCGUCCUGCGACCCGCCGGCACCAUUAUGGAUUCCCACUGCAGACCUUCAAAGCGGCCAUCCAGCCACGCAAGCAUCGAUGACCACAAUGGCAGGAAAGGGACCCAAGCGACCCGGGCGCACGCGCCCGCUCCCACACACACAGGUUUGAGACCGCCGGGCAACCCCAAAGUCCAAGCAACAUACCCAAGUACAGAACCUCAGGCCAGCAUGUAACCACUCUGCACUCCAGGGCUAAAGCGGAGCAUCACGCUGCAGCACUGGCGAAAACUAAGCAGAAUCCAGCUGGAGCUGGGCCCAGACCAAGGGACUCCAUGCAGACCACUGAGACUACUUACCCACAAUGGCCAACCCCGAGGGGGCACCUACCAUGCCGCACAAGUGCACAUAGCACCCAAGAGACCCACACUCAGCACCAACAGCCCAGCAGGGCAGACAUCGGCCCAGACACCUCUCCCGGGCCCCGGAGUGGAUUCCUGAGCAACAGCACUGACUCUCUGGGCACCGGGCUAUACUGCCUCACAGACUCCUCUCUCUCUCUAUAAAACCGCAUAUGCUGUUGGCGAACUAUGAGUUGGAAGCGUAAGCUCAAGUGAAGUCCUACUCACACCCUGAUCUGCCAGGCAAAACAAAUAGUUUAACAUUAAUUUAACACUGUUUUUCUUUUACCUUAACAUGCUACAUAGGCAAGUAACUUACAACACUAGCCUGCUUCACAUAAGUUAGCGACACUUUACUAUACUUUAAUCACCAUGCCUAGCUAGCCUCCCUGAGUUAAUAUAAAUGUAUAUUCCAGCUUGGACAUGUGGAACUAGCCUGCUCCCACUCGAGAUUUAACUUAAUUUUACUCCACUGUCGUCUAGCUUAGCGCACUUAUAACUACAUUUACUGCAUAACGAUGUGUAGCCAGAAUCUAGGAAGGGAGUGUUUAACCCUGUCUACCCCAGUUACAUACUGCCUCGCCCUAGCCUGAUUGGUACCCCCAUUAUCAACGAAGUUAUUUUAUGUUAUGGAAGAGACUAAGUAAUGAUAAUACACACUUUUUAUUACUCGACUUAAUCAUCUAUAUGUAUAAAAAUGUGCUAGCCUUAACAAGUACCUCUAUGCCUUACUGUUUGAAAUGCGCUAGAGGAUUGCCUUUGGGGUACCUCACAAGCGACUGUUACACACUUACGCGCUACAAAAAUAAAGAAUAAAAUUUUUUUUUAAAAAUUUACGCACUGACCAUUGAUCUUGGUAUAGUUUGUAGUCAAGGCUUUAUAAACGUGCAGGGUCAGCACACACGGAACAUGAAACUGCCACAUUUAAGUAACUAUAGAGUUAACUUGGGUUUUGGCAAAUAAGCCAAUUCUGAAUCACAGAAUUCAGCAGUAGUGCAACUGACCCGCCUAAAGAUUCUGUUCCAUCUCCCAUGUGCUGGCUGGCUGUAUGACCUUGGCACUGCUGCUGUUUAUUAAUGAAAAAUAAUAAAAAAUGUUGUUAUACUCAGCCACUCAGCUGAUGGAUUACAGGUUAAACUAAUAAUGAACUUGUAUGGCGAGAAUUUUGCGCCGUAAAAUGAUUAUAAUUGCUGGUAUGUCCUGCAAGUGGCAUAGCGAUGGCAUAAUCUGGGCAUUUUUACACUUUGGCUUUCCACUUAUGAGCGACACCCAAUUUGAGGCUUCCUGUUUCAAGCCUCAGACUCAAAUGUAUGUUAAGGGGGGCAGAGCUGAACUGUGCCGGCGACUUUUGGGUUAAUCCGUUUGUUACCACUUUAAACCCUGAAGAUAAGGUGUCGCCAGGGCUGGUUUAAGAGCCCAUUGGGCCUGGUGCUGCGAAUUAUGAUUUUUAUCAACAGAAAACACUAAACCAGUUAUAUCUCCCGAGCGUCAUGAAUCUGGUGCUGGAGGGAAGCACACAGGAUAUAGCUAUCAGAAAACGCAUACCCUAUGCUAAUCUCUCGCUUUCAUCUUUCAAAUAAAUCCAUACCCCCUAACAGCAGUGUCCGGUGAAGCAGGAUUACGGUGGGCGGGGUAAAAGGGUGGGCCACCUAUGUGAAUCACGUUACCAGGACCGCCCAAAGGGACAAACAUAACCAAAGAGGGGGCAUGUCUGCACGAAGAAUUUGAUGGACAGUCUGGCGUGAAUGCAUGUCACACUGCCUGCCAAUCAUGCAGGAUGUCCAACCAAGGGCAUACUGCGCAGACAGCACCAUGAGCUUGGCAUAAAUGCUUCUAAUGAUGCAUUAUCUCUACGCUUUCUAAAGAGUGUCCCCUAGCACUUGCUGGUUCACUCCUCUCCUAAUCUUCUUACUAACAGGCAGCAGCUCCUGUGAUACAGUCUGGGACAGAUAGAAAGUGUAUGUAGUGAGUGUAGAAAUAAAGGAACAUGCCGCAAUGUUAGAGAGACUGAAGCAGCAAGGGUAUUUGCAUAGUGUGCAAAGUCAGCUUUACAUUAACUAAUUUCGUUGUCAGCCAGUCCACACGUUUGGUUCCUCUACAUCCCUCUUAAGUUUCCAUACUUAGGCAAGAGCAUGUGAAGAGUAGUAAAAAAAAUUCUUAAUUUUUAUUUUAUUUUUUAUCAAUGGGCCUAUUCCAUGGGCAUGGGCCGGGAGCUGCAACUCCAUCAGCCACUAUGUUAAUCGGGCCCUGGAUGGCACCAGGGACCUGUUGGAACCAUAACAGCUAAAUUCCAAUGAAGUUAUAUUACCCAACAUGUUUCUUUAAGUUGUUAUUUAACAACGUCAUGAAAGCAUAAACACCGUGCCAUAUCCAUUGAUAUAUUAGAGCAGCGUCCCCUGGGCAAUAAUUCUGCCUUUUUGUAGAAGGGGUAGGGUACACCUGCCAUUUCAAAAGCCUUAUUGUGAUUCUCCAACUCUCUAAACAUGAGCUAGCCAUAAGUUUAACACUAACAGUGUUAUUUUUGAUGGUGCCGCUCCUUGUGUGUGUUUGCUAUUUCAAUCUUGUUGACAUAACGCUCAGAAUUUCAAUAAGUAUUGUCAGAAUUUUUACAUUCCAUGCAUUAAUAGCAAUUUUGUGUGUGUAUGGCUGUCUUGUAGUUCAUGAAGGGUUCAGUAUAACUGUGUGGUUAGGAUAGCCUAACGUCUAUGAGGGCAAUUUUCAUGGUCGUUCUAGUUUGGCAAUGUGAGGAAGAAGGAUACUGGUUACAUUUUGGACAGAUUCACAUCUCUAGGGCCUGUAGGCACCGACGGCUCAGGCUCUCCUACCUCUCCACCAAAAAAACAGUUCUCUGUUUUGGACGGCUCUAUGGUUUGGAAGAGGCAAAAGAAAGUCUUGUGGCAAAAUAAAAAAUCCAUGAAAUUAUGAAAGGAAAAAACAUACAUUUUGUUCUUAGUGGAGGCACCUCAAAUUCACAGGCACCUAUAGGCAGCUGCCUACUCGGCCUAUGAGCAAUCACUGUAUAUGUGCUUGUUACACUGUAUAUGUGCUUGUUACAGGAGAAUGGUGUAACUGUGUGAUGGAGAUUCUAAUGCUGUUGCUAACCUAAAAGAAGGGGAGGCUGGUUUUCAUUUUGGCUACACUAUAUCUCUUCCUGGAUACAGUUAUGGUGUAACUGAGAAGAAAGUGAGGCUGAUUCUGGUGUCGUAGAACUACAAAUCCCAUGAUGCUUUGCAUGCCUUUAGAAUAACAAAGCACCAUGGAAGCUGUAGAUUUAAAACAUCUGGGUUCUAAAUACUGGGCACCUGUGCUCUAAACAAAAACAGUUCCUUUUGGGGGGGAUUUAUCACUAUUUUUGGUUGAAGUCACUCUUUAUUCUCUAUAUUUGCCAUGUUGUAAUUGAGAAGCUGAUUGUGCUGUUGGUUACACAGUGUACAUGCUAUAGCUAUGUUAGGUUGGGUAUGGUCCUCUAACCGACUGUCUAUUUCUCUUUUCAGGUGAACCCCGGAAGUAUGAUCCAAACUUCAAAGGUCCGAUCCAUAACAGGUAAUAAUGAGAUUGGUGGCAAAGGAGGCUAUAAUUUAUUCCAGCAAUGCUGCUAAUAUAAUGUAUUAAACCUUUUACAGUAAUUCAAUAACAUAAAAACAUGAUGAAAAUACUGCUAUGGGUGGACAUUUAAUUCUGUUUAAAACCACAUUCCACUGCUAAGAGAAAUGUAGGAUGAUGUGUGAGAUAGAAUGCUUGUCUUUGCUCAUCUGCCUUUAGAGUUGGAAAUUCUGGGACAAUUGUUGAAACAAAUUUUUUUUUCUCUCUCUGAAUUACUGUUACUAAAGUAGAAUUGUCUCAAAACUCGAGAUAUGUUGAUAAACAACAGUAAAUUCUGAAUUUGUAUAAAUUGGUCAUUACAUCAGAUUGUUGACAUACAAAAGCUGACAAAGGACGUGACAAGACUAAAGCGCCACCAUUUGUCAACCUGGAGGCCCCAAAUAAUGAAAUGUAGUCCCAAAUAUUCCUUAUGUAUAUCUCAAAAAUAUUGCCGGGGAGCAUGCCAAUACAACAAAAAAAUAAGUGACACACGAUAAGGACAAGAUUGUGGUCCUUAAGUGUAGUGUGUGUUUUUAUUAUUUGGUCGUUCCCCCAUCCCCUUUUUCUUCCCUUUUAGCAAAACUAUAGACAUUCAAAAACCACAGCAUUAAUAUGAGGGUAAAACGUACCAAUUAUAUUUAAUUUGUGAUAAUUCUCAGUGUUUCUUCAUCGGAUUAUGAAUAAAGUCCUUUAGUGGGUUAACUGCUUUUGAUUAUUGCCAUAUUUUUUUUUUAAUUUUAUUUUUAUACUUUUUUUUUUCUUUUUUUUUUUCUAAAUUGUGAUGACUAAUGCAUGACAUGUGGCGUUUUGGUUUUUCCCCUGUUUAAAAUUACGUUUAUUUUCCAUAAUAGACAAUGGAUGCCAUUGUUGUGACACAUCUUAUUCAUUAUUUGGGAAUAGUCUCUGCAAUAGAUCUUUUAAGCUGGAUGACAUUUGAUUCUUUGAUACUUGUCUUUUCUUAGCUGUGCAUUCUACGUAGGUUUUUUUAUUCUAAUAAACUGAACAAAGCCUUUUCAGCUACUGAUUGGUGCUUAAUAAACAGUAAAACAGAGUAUCCCUUAAAACAUUUUGCUGUAUCACUAUUUCAUAACAGUGUGUCUCUAAAUAGACAAAUGGCGUAUCGAUGUGCAGUACUAUGCUCCCGUUCCAAUGUGAAUCAUAGGGUUUCAUUCACUAAAAGUGGACAUGUUUGGCAAAUAAAUUGGCAGCAUGUUAAAAAGACAGACUGGAAAAAUUUUCAACGUGGCCAUUUUGGUCUGAAAUUUUACAAUUGUCUACGUUUCCCAGUGUAGUAAAUAAGCCCCACUAUGCCCAAAGCUAAUUAACCCAUGUAAAAGCCACCCAGUAAUGGAAGCUGUAACUGGAAUACUACCAGGUCCGAACCACGCUGUUAGAACAAGGGUGUCUAGCCUUGGCCCUCCAGUGAUUGUAAGACAACUUUUCCCAUAAGAUCAAGAAUAUUUUUUUUUUUUUUACAUUGUGUUUUGUUUCUUUUUGUCUUUUCUUUUUAACCCAUGUUAAAGGACCACUAUAGUGCCAGGAAAACAUACUCAUUUUCCUGGCACUAUAGUGCCCUGAGGGUGCUCCCACCCUCAGGGACCCACUCCUGUCGGGCUCUGGGGAGAGGAAGGGGUUAAAAUCUUACCUUUCUCCAGCGCUGGGCGGGGAGCUCUCCUCCUCUUCUUGUGAAUGCGCAUGCGCGGCAGGAGCUGCGCGCACAUUCAGCCAGUCUCAUAGGAAGGCAUUCACAAUGCUUUCCUAUGGACGCUGGCGUCUUCUCACUGUGAUUUUCACAAUGAGAAGCACGCAAACGCCUCUAGCGGCUGUCAAUGAGACAGCCACUAGAGGAUUUAGAGGCUGGAUUAACCUAUUUAUAAACAUAGCAGUUUCUCUGAAACUGCUAUGUUUAUAAGAAAAAUGGGUUAACCAUAGCUGGACCAGGCACCCAGACCACUUCAUUAAGCUGAAGUGGUCUGGGUGCCUAGAGUGGUCCUUUAAGCAAGGUCAUCAGACACUCUUUUUUACGCUAUCUAGAGAUUAAAAGACACUCUAAGCAACAAUUUAAGCACAUAUUUGUGAAUUGGGCUGUGUUAAAAGUAAUGACCGCUGCAGUAUGAAUUUAAAGCCAUCUCAAUCUUUCUAUGUGACGAUUGGAAUUGUAGCUAGGGAAUAAGCCUCUCAUCCAAUAAACAACUGCUGGAGAGAAGUUUAUUAUGACAGUGGUUCCCAAGGCAAACUUCAAAACGUGAAGAAUCUCCGAGACACACCAACUUAUUCUUAUAACUUUUAUCAGUAACUCCUGAAUCUCACAUUUACUGGAGAGAGAUGCUCCUCGUCAAACUUAUUUAUUGGGUUUUAAUUAUCAGCCAGAUACACAGGAAGCUCAUUUUUUAAUGCUGACCCUUUAUAAAGACAAGCUUUUUUUUUUUUAAGGACUGCACUCCUAUUACAACCUAUGACAGUCUUAAAUGUAGUUGCAUUUGUGGCACACUGGUUGACUUCAGAGAUCAGAAUGAGAGGCUCCUGAUUGUUGGUGCCACUUCCUGGUUUUGGUUGAGCAUACUUUGCAUGAUGAAGAUGGAUAUCAAAUGACUUUCAUAAUUUGUCCAUUUAAAGUCCUUGUCGCAUACACACACCACCAUAAAUAUUUUAUAAUAAUCACAGGUCCCUUUAAAAAAAACAAAAAAAAAAACCCUUUGUUUGACCCUGGCUUGGAAUAAUGAAUCAAAAAUUCUUGCAUUGUACGUGACAAUAUGUAUCUCUCUUUUUGGGCUGCUUAUCAGAUAAGAUGGUAUCUCUGUUCUCACAAUGCUGUCAGAUAGUUCUAAAAACACCAUGUGGACAGUUUAAAUUUUAAAAUGCUGCAAUCCGCUCUGUAAUCUUUAGUGCUCACUCACAGGAAAUGACAGAAUGCUCGUAACUCCCUUCAUUACCAAAAACGUGUAUAAUUGUAUAUAUUGAUUUUCAGUUGGAUCACCUCUCUCUAUUAGGUCUCUGCAAAUAGGCCAAAAAUGCCCCUGACAUGACAUUACAACCAUAUAAAAAGGCAUCCUUGGCAUUUCAUUCAGAUUAACCAAUUUUCCAUAAUUCUGUGGUGCAGUAAGCUUUCCUCAGUUGUGUUGAUUUGAUGGGGGUGUGGGGUAGUGGGGGAGUAGUUAGGUGGAUAAGCUACAUACCCAUUAAGAUUAACAGCAAAUCAAAGUGAAUUCAUGACCGUAGGAGUGUGCCUGGGUGGUAUCCUUGCACAUUGGCUUCACCAUAACCAUUGGGAUGCUCUAAUUAAAAUUAUCAGAAAGGCAUGCAUGCUAUUACAGGAACUGAAAUUUCAGAUUUUUCUGAUUUGGAAAGAAUCUGAAUUUUUAUUAAAUGACAGAAGGUCUAUAUUUCACUUUAAAAUUAAAACAAAAACAAAAAAACGGGAAGGUUUUCUUCUGCUCGGGUGGCUCCACAAGGCUAACGGAAGUAGCUGGAGCGCUAGGCUGGAGCAUGCCUGCUCUCUUUCCCUUCUCAAUGAGCUGUAUGUCAGGGUCUUACCUGAGAUGGGAGUCUUUAGUGCAGAUAGACACAGUCCAAGGUGACCAGGUAAGAAGCCACCUGGACUGUAAAUCUGUGCACUGGGGCUGUGAAAGGAUUCCAAUGCAGUACCAACAAGGAUAAUAUGAGGUCAAUAUGGAGUUGAAGAUCAAGAGACUGGAACAUAGGAACAGAACGUUAUUUACACACAGGAGGCAGGAUCUGGAAGGCUAUUAAAGGACCACUAUAGUGCCAGGAAAACAUACUCAUUUUCCUGGCACUGUAGGGUCUCUAGGUCCCCCCCUCCUGCCGGGCUCUGGGGUGAGGAAGGGGUUAAACACUUACCUUUUCUCCACCCCCAGGCUCCCUCAGUGGUGGGGACUCUCUCAGCCAGUCCAUAGGAAAGCAUUCUCAAUGCUUUCCUAUGGACACUGGCGUCUUCUCACUGUGAGAAUCACAGUGAGGAGCGCGGAAGCGCCUCUAGCGGCUGUCAAUGAGCCAGUAGAGGCUGGAUUAACCCAUAGGUAAACAUAGCAGUUUCUCUGAAACUGCUAUGUUCACAGCAGAAAGGGUUAAUCCUAGAUGGACCUGGCACCCAGACCACUUCAUUAAGUUGCCUAUAGUGGUCCUUUAACAGAGUAGGAGAUACGAAAUUAAUCAAGUGUGUACAGAGACUGUGUAAGUCACGUGUAGGGAGGUGUGACAAGGGCUGCAUAAACAAAGUAACAUUUGAAUACUGGGAAGAAAAAUUAUAUUUUAAUUAACCCCUUAAGGACCAAACUUCUGGAAUAAAAGGGAAUCAUGACAUCUCACACAUGUCAUGUGUCCUUAACGGGUUAAACAAAUUAUUUUUAUUUUUUAUUUAUUUUUUGGUCUGGCUUUAGGCCCAGUAUUGCAAAAAUUACAAAACAAAAUGGCCAUGUGCGGCUUCAGUAUCCCAUGAUACCUAUGCUCCAUAUAGAUGGAGGUUGUUUUGGAAGUAGUUUUUUUUUCAGAUGAGGCAGGAUGCAAACUUCCAUUUGGCAUGUCUUUAAACUGGCAGAGACUGCAAGUCAUCAUCUGUUCCUGCAGAUAAACCAGAGUGUAAAUCCUUGCGAUAAAAUGGUCUUAAAAUGUUUCUUUUUUUUUUCAUUUUACAGAAGCUGCACGGAUAUCCUGUGCUGUAUACUUAUUGUACUUGGCAUCAUUGCAUACGUGGCUGUAGGAAUUGUGGGUGAGUACACCCUGAAGCGUGUCAACAACAGGCCUGCAAAGAAACUGGUUACAUUUCUGAACUUAAUAUAUUUGCAUGUUUCGUACUCCACACUAAAACUGUAAAACCACUUCCUAUAUAUAUAUAUAUAUAUAUAUAUAUAUAUAUAUAUAUAUAUAUAUAUAUAUAUAGUAAUAAAGCAUUAGUUAUUUAUUAAGGGUGUUGGGUGUUGUUUAGAUGUUUUGUUUUUUUUCAUAACUUUGUUUAUUAAGGUUCGCUGAAAAGUAAAUUAUAGCUUAUAGAAAUGUAGAUGUAAAGGGUAAAUCGCUGAAAGCAUAAAAUGUAAAGCAAAAAAUUUUUAAAUAACAAAACAUUUCGAAGUUUUUACAGCAUUACAUUUUCACUUUAAAUAUAAAGCUGUCACAGUGCUCUGAUCUACGUGUGAGGGGCGUUGCUGUGCUAUGAUAGUCGUGGUGCUCGGAUUUAUUUGCAAUGGGUACUUGUUUUGCUCUGAUUUGUGACAUGUGAAGUAGCAAGGCUCUGAUUUAUUUGCAAUGGGUAAUCACUUUGCUCUGAUUUGUGACAUGGGAAGUAGCAAGGCUCUGAUUUGUGUGAGGGCAAUCGCUUUGCUCUGAAGCCGGUACAAUGGUCGUUAGCAGGGCUCUUAUUUAUUUGUAAUGGGCAGUCGCGGUGUUCUUAUUUGUGUGAUGGGCAGUCACUUUGCUCUGAUUUGUGUGCGGGGCAAUCGCGUUGCUCUAAUUGGUGUGAGGGGCAAUCGUAGUGCUCUGAAGCAGGUACAAUGGUCAUUAGCAGGGCUCUUUAUUUGCAAUGGGCAGUCGUGGUGCUCUGAUUUGUGUAAGGGGCUGUUGUAGUGCUCUGAUGCAGGUACGAUGGGCAGUUGCAAUGAUCUGAUUUGUGUGCUGAAAUGUCAAGGACUUUAGAAACCAGCUAUUUCAAUGUCCUGUCAUGUCAUGUUCAGACUCUCUUGUUAAAGGGAUACUCGAGUGCUAGGAAUACAAAGUGUAUUUCUGGUAAUAUCGCUCCUUCUCCCUCGCACCCACCCUCCCCUGUAAAUCAAGGAUUAAAAACAGCCACUGGAGGCAGACAAAAAAAAAAAUGCAAUGUAAACAAUGCAGUUUCUCUGGAACGGCAAUGUUUAACAUUGCAGCACUAAGUGCGAAAGGACAGUUCCCUCACACCACUUCAAUUAGCUGCAGUGGUCUGGGUGCCUAUAGUGUCCCUUCAAAGAUCCUCUCCAAGUAGGACUGGUCAUGUGACGUAAUGCCACAUUUGGCCAAUAUUGUUUGUUCACAAAACUCCUCUAAUGCCUCUCAUGUGCAAGAGCCGUUGGCAGACAGAAGGGCCACAUUAUCUGGACUGUCAUAACAAAAUCAAGAUGCUUGCCAACUAUCGGUUAUACAUGUAUAGAUCUUCCCAUCCCCUCCUAUCGCACAUUGAAGGAGAGUCACCUAACAGGCAGAGUGCAAUCCCUGUCUAAUUCACUGCAGUAUAAAGGUUACGUGAAAACCAGACUCUUCCACUUGUAAUCAAGAUAAAGGGAAACGUUUACUUGGAUUUUAACCAAACAAGGUGGAGUGGUCAAUAGCAAGGUUGUAUAUAUUAUUCAGAGAGCCGUUUGGGCACUCCUUAGAUUUAGUGUUUGUAUUUGUCUGUUUGUAGGGUUUCCUAUGAAUCGUGGUCUAGUUGGCUACACGGGAAGUGGAUAA